Pelobates cultripes (western spadefoot toad) is the source of this 58597-nucleotide messenger RNA. The record is from the annotation of a GenBank genome assembly. NCBI's taxonomy places the organism in Eukaryota, Metazoa, Chordata, Amphibia, Anura, Pelobatidae.
AUGAAAACUGGCUGCAGCAUGGUAGAGAAAGCUAAGAGCGGUGGAGGUAAGCAAAAAAUCUUUUAAUUCUGAUACUUUUUGUUUGUGUGCUAUACAUGUGAAAUUUGUAUUUAACCCCUUAAGGACCAAACUUCUGGAAUAAAAGGGAAUCAUGACAUGUCACACAUGUCAUGUGUCCUUAAGGGGUUAAACACUCUGGCGUUCAAUGUUCUGCAAUAUUAAGACAGGUUGUAGUUUGUAUAACCUACUAAUCAGUGAUUUUCGUUUGUCUGGCCCAUAUAAUUAAAGGGUUACUCCAACCACUUCAGUGAUUUGAAGCCUGGAGUCUAUCUGUGCAGUGUUUUGCCAAGAAACUAUUCACAUACAGAGAAUUACACCUGUUGCUGCAUCAGGUGGUGUCCUCGGCUAGCCUGAAACUUGUUCCGAGCUGGCAAAUUUUAAUGUAGACACACUCAUUUAAAUGUCUGAGGGUGGUCAGCUGGUGCUCUAAGCAAAUUAAAGUGCAUCGGGAUCAGCGUCGGGUUCCUGCAGCUCUGCAGAAGCUGGAUGCCUCACAUUUGCCCACAAAGAUCAGGAGCCUGGGAGGGAUCCAGGUAAAAGGACCAACCAUUAAAAAAUGGUUUACACCAUUACUGAGAAACUGUGCUAGUGGUUAUGCUGUUUGAAGUAGUUCUUUAAACAUCCCAAUAGCCUUCUAAAAUGGCACAGUUGUGGCAGUUUGUUUAAACUCACAUUUAAGAAACUCCUUUGGAGUAGAAUGAAACUGUCAACGCAUGCAGUUUUGUUUCUCUUAAUGUUUUCCACCGUUCAGUCACUUCCUUAUGUUGGGCAUAUCAUUAAGCAUACUCCCUCAGUGGUGGAAGAACAUUGACACUGGUGCAGUUUAUUGCAGUAGUGUGUAAUGGUUAAAAUGCCACUCUAGACACUAGAGCCAUUUCUUCUCAUUAAGUUGGUUCUAGGUUCUUGAUUUCACAGGUGCCAUGCCUCCGUUCAGUGUUGCGUCAUUUUAAAACACUGUAACACUGAAUAAGGGACCCUGGUCAGGCCUGUGUAGGUGCUGUGGCUUAUCGUCUGAAAGCUUACGCUCUCAGCCACUUGUUACUGCCCACUGUUGCUUGGGAUAAUGGUUCUUCGUUGGCUUGAGCAGAAGCAAUGCUAGGGAUUCUAGGUAUACCAUUCAAAAAUGGAAGGACAGCCUUGGGGAACUUCAAUGCGAUGAAACAGUUGGUGUCACUUUAAUGGGGAUUUUGUGCAUAUGGAGAUCUUUUCCCUUUUAGAACUCUGUGGGUGUUUAUACACUUGCCUUGUUACUCUGAGAUUUCACUUUACCUAACUUCUCCCAAACCUCAUUUAACAAGGGAACCAAGGAAGGUAGGUGGGUGUGUGUGUCUGUCUCCUUCCUGCAAGGUGCGAUGUAAAAUCUGCAAGCAGUAACUUUUAAAGUGACAAUCAUUAGCAUUAGCCGUUUUAAUUAGUGUACGUAUCUGUGUCUUGCUAAGUUUGUAUCGGGACAGAGCACUUACUCCAGAUUACCUUCUGCAGUUAUUUCUCCAUUCAUUAAUAGUUAUUGGAUAUAUAUAUAUUUAUUUUUGUUUCUGCUAAUAUGUUGCUGGUUUUAUUUACUUUGCUUUUUAAUGUUGUAUGUUUCCAUAUUUACUGGUUUAGUGUCUGCUUCUUUCUGUAUUCCUCGUUUGUGGCAUAUUGCAAAGUGUCACUGUUUCCAAAUGCUAGUUCAUAAGGACUUGGCAUGUUAAGGAUUGAAAAUAUUAAUGCUUAGUGUCCCAGUUUUAAAUAGCUUUUAUAAAAGAACAUGGCUUCAUAUUAUCAUGUCUAUAAAGGCUGCAUUUCAUGCUUUUAUCGCCCCCUUCGAUGUAAGGUGUGCUAUAAGGAUAGACUGGAGACUGUGUGAGCCAUCUAACAGUAUAAAUGUGUUCUUAUUGGCUUGCAGAGUCAUGCAACCAUACCAAAUACAAUAACGAUUCUAAUUAACGUUUCAUUUGUGUGAAUACAGGUAUGUGUUUGUGUGAAUGGAGGCUUGCAUUUGUAGAGUGUCUGUGUGAGCAGGGGUACCUUUUGUGGAGUGUCUGUGAGAAUGCAGUGCAUAUUUGUGUGGCGGGUCAGUGUGUGAGAACGCAGGGCGUAUUUGUGUGGCAGGUCAGUGUGUGAGAGAACGCAGGGCGUAUUUGUGUGGCAGGUCAGUGUGUGAGAGAACGCAGGGCGUAUUUGUGUGGCAGGUCAGUGUGUGAGAGAACGCAGGGCGUAUUUGUGUGGCAGGUCAGUGUGUGAGAGAACGCAGGGCGUAUUUGUGUGGCAGGUCAGUGUGUGAGAGAACGCAGGGCGUAUUUGUGUGGCAGGUCAGUGUGUGUGAGAAUGCAGGGCGUAUUUGUGUGGCAGGUCAGUGUGUGAGAACCCAGGGCGUAUUUGUGUGUGUGUGUGUGUGUGUGUGAGAGAACGCAGGGCGUAUUUGUGUGGCAUGUCAGUGUGUGUGUGAGAACGCAGGGCGUAUUUGUGUGGCAGGUCAGUGUGUGAGAACCCAGGGCGUAUUUGUAUGGCGGGUCGGUGUGUGAGAACCCAGGGCGUAUUUGUGUGGCGGGUCACUGUGUGAGAACCCAGGGCGUAUUUGUGUGGCGGGUCACUGUGUGAGAACCCAGGGCGUAUUUGUGUGGCGGGUCAAUGUGUGAGAACCCAGGGCGUAUUUGUGUGGCGGGUCAGUGUGUGAGAACCCAGGGCGUAUUUGUGUGGCGGGUCAGUGUGUGAGAACCCAGGGCGUAUUUGUGUGGCGGGUCAGUGUGUGAGAACCCAGGGCGUAUUUGUGUGGCGGGUCAGUGUGUGAGAACCCAGGGCGUAUUUGUGUGGCGGGUCAGUGUGUGAGAACCCAGGGCGUAUUUGUGUGGCGGGUCAGUGUGUGAGAACCCAGGGCGUAUUUGUGCGGCGGGUCAGUGUGAGUCUGUGUUUCUUUCCCCCACACAAAGCAUUCUUCUUCUUACCUGUUUUAUCAAAAAUAAUUUGGAAUGUAUUUCUAUUUCUGUGGCCUCUGCUAACAGUCCUGUAUUUUUGCUUCUUGCCUGAAAGUUCUUUAGCAAUGGGCAGUCUUCAAAAACUGUGUGUUUAGAUGUCACAUCUGUAUGUGUAGGAUGGUUUUCUGCUUCUGUCUUGCUGGCAAUUCUAAUCUAUCUCUGCUCUUUUCUAUUUUUUGUGUAUGUUCUGCUUGAUUGUCAUUUUAUUUUUAUUUUAGUUUCCCAUAUUUUUGUCUUCUCUUUUGUUUGCCGUCACUUGUCCGUGUUUUUUCAUUUAUUUUAUUUCUUUAACAAUCUGCAGGUUAUCAUUUCCCAGAGUGGGCGUACAAGCCUGAGUCGAGUCCCGGCUCUCGCCAGAUCCAGCUAUGGCACUUUAUCUUGGAGUUGCUUCAGAAUGAGGAUUUCCGCCAUGUUAUCGCCUGGCAGCAGGGCGAAUACGGAGAGUUUGUCAUUAAAGAUCCGGAUGAAGUAGCCAGACUCUGGGGUCGGCGCAAAUGCAAACCUCAGAUGAACUAUGACAAACUGAGUCGGGCCCUCCGGUGAGUGAAUAAAAAUCCAACCACUUUACUGAUUAUAUAAAAUGUUAACGCAAUGAGGCCUGUCCUGGAGUUUGCAUUACUACGCUUUAGGGAGCUUUCAGAAGUAGUGGUGCUGGUGGGGAGGACAGAACACUGAUAGAACAGCAUGUAAUGGGUCAUCGUGUAGCAGUUUGAGAGGGAGAUGGGUUAAUAGACUUUACUUGUACCCCCCAAUGCUUGCAUUCUGAAUGUUGUGACUCUGCUGCUGGGUACUAUAUAGGGCUGGUAUUUCUGUAUGAUUGGGGGGAGGGGGGUGAGAGGUGAAGGGAAAAAAUUAAAUCCAUGUUGAAAAUCAUUUUAAAGGUACACUCCGAGCACCAUCAACUACAGCAUGCUGUAAUGUUUGACUUCUUACCCAGGAUGCCGAGCGCUGUGAGCAAAGUCAGACAGUGCACAAUCAGUUGCAGCUCUUUGCCAAUGCAGGAGAACUAACAGGAGCUUCUGGCUUUCACCGGCAGAAGGGAUCGGCAACAAGGUGGACACUAAGCGAUAAAAAGUCAGCCUGUUGGCAAACGGUUUGGCUAUUUACAGGGGGGGAGCCCUGAGCACCAAAACCACUACAACACUUUUGUGGUUGGUGGGGACUCGUUCCUUUUAAUCAAGCAAAGUAAUUCAUUCUCUAAGAGCGUGUGUCUGUCUGUCCUUCCUCAACAUUUUAAGUUCUCCAAUCCUGGCUCAAAAGUUACUCAGUACCACAAACUGAGCUGGAAAGAAUUUUUGUUUUUGACUCCAUAACACGAACUGAGCACUCACAACAGAUCUGUGUCAGAACACGUGUAGUGUCCAUGUGAGCGUAUGUAUGUAGAGUCACUGAGUUGGGCGUGUUUAUGUGAUGUAUCACAAUUCAGAAUUGGAGAGAAAGCAUUACUACAAACUGCAUGAUCACUUCAGUGAUUUUUAGGGGUCAUGGUGCCUGAAGUCUGUAUGUGCAAUGCUUCACUGUUGAACACUGCACAUUCUUAUUUUAACAUCUUUGCCAGUUGUACCUCCAACUCUAGCAGCAGCAGCAUCAUUGGCCAGCAUGGAACAAGUGUUUCUGCCUGACUGUCAAUUCCGAGGAUAUAUCUUCACGGUUACAAUCAUUGGCUGAGAGCAGUCAGCUGACAAGGUCUGUGAAUGGCCAGCAGGAUAGAUAUCUGGCUUGUGCAGCAGUGGGAUGCAUGUCACAGCCCGUAAGAAAGAAGUCUCUGCUGCAGGCUUGGUAAGAGGGCAAACUGUUGCAAAACUCUUUGCCCCGUUACCAGAAAACGGGAUGUGGGCACUCCUAGCAUCAUGGCCACUACAGCAGCUUGGAGUAACCCUUUAAUAUUAGUCUGUGCUGUUUGACUGUAAGUGCCAAGUCAGAGUAAGGGCUGCUUAUAUAGAGACUAGGUUUGCAGAGUGGCUGCAGAUGUUCUACUUGUGUCUGUUAUCUGUGCAGAGAUACCUGCUAUCAGCGUGCACUCUGCACUGUCUGUUCAUUGUACCGAUUACACAUUCUUGAUCCAUGUACUUAGCCUGCUUCUAUUCCUUCUUUCUGACUCUCACAGUAUAACAGGUGGGAUUUCAAACUUGCUCAUACAAGUGCAGGUGAGAAUUAAAUGGUGCUCACUAUAGCCACAGCGCUAUGCUUAGACAGCAAGCUUGUAACUACCAUGCUACCACACUGCAUCACUUUCUGAAAUGCCUGGGAAUUGGGGUUGAAAUAUUAAUGCCUGGUCUCUUGGGAAGAUCAGUGGAUCUUCUCAACAGGACCAUGAUGUCCCCAUUUUGAAUAUGUCUUAUCCUGUCUUAGAUUUCAAACACUAAACUGAAAUUCGUGCCGUACUGAAGAACCCAAAAAGUGCAAAACACCCGGCCAUUGCCUCCUCCGGCUGUUAUUAACUGCACUGUCUGUGCUUAUUUCAUUGAUGGAAUUUGUUUCCCGUAAGGUUGUUUGCCUUUCUGUAGGUUUCCCUCUGGUUGGUAAACAAAGGCCAGACUAGGAAAUGGAUUUAAAGAUCCAGCUAUUAGAAGACUCAGUACAGAACGAUACUGGGUGUGUCUUUCAACAGCUAAAUUCCUCAUGUAGGUGUGAUGCUGCCUAAUUUUUACUUAGCCUUCCUGUUGGUAAAUAAAGAACCUUCAUAAAGGAAAUACGACUUAUUACCCUACGUGCUCUUACUGUGAGGCAUAGUGUCUGGCAGGGCUUUGACGGUUCUCUCUAGAAUGUCUAUUUCUUUAGAAGCCAUAUUCCAUUUGAUGUAUUGUCUAACUGCUGGGUAACAUUCCCUCAAUAUUUAGUGGAAGAUAAAUUUAUAUUCUUUUUCUAAAUCUCCAUGUAAUGUACAAAAGUACCAUUUUCUGCCUGUGUCCCUGUGGCAAUCUGUGCACUCUGCUAUAGGUAGAUGAGGUUAAAUGGGCCUGUAAAUCUCUGAUGACCUGUCAAUGCUGCCUGAGGUCUUGCCUGUAGAUCCUCCAUAGUAUCUGGUUACAUACAUUUCUCCUGCAUGCCUCCUCCACAGCCACCUGUGCAGAGUACACAGGGGCCAGGAAACCUUGCUGAUAAAUAAACAGCCUGUCAUCCUCCCACCUGGAAGACCCCUUGUCCCCGAUGGGAAGCUCAGUGAUGUGUCUUGUCUAUCUUUCUGUAACCGAACUUUUACUGGAAGGACAUUUACCAAUACAAACUGAUUAUCUCAGUAUAGGAUUAUUUUGGUUUUAUUUUUCACAUCCCAGGGGUUUCCCUUUGCAAACUGUGCAUCACCCUUUCUCUUCCAAUGUUGUUAAUCUGUCCCACACAGUUACUCACUGGUGGUAAUGAGUGAGCUUGGGUGAGAUAUAAAUAUUUUAAAACCCUGUGCUACGCGUUGAGUGAAGUUAGAUCAUAAUGCUGUGUCAGUCCUGGCCUGUCUUAGAUUAGUGGGCUUUGCUGCCGUUAAUUCAAUCCCUAAACCCAUAUACCAGCAGAGAAACUGGGGAGAGUGCUAUUUUCAGCCCUUCUGCUCGGCGCCCAUGCCAGCAAUUUUCAUUAUAAAUCAGGGGAAGACCGGACAAUGAGCCGCCCCAGCACAUGUCCCUGUUCAGUCCAUGCACUGUGUGCAUCAUUGAUUUGCUGAACUGGGACACCUGCUGCAGCUCAGUGUUGCCAUGUUUCGUUUGUAUUGGGGAGGUUAACCCUGGCCGAGCCAGACUGUCUGCUUCUGCCUGGCCUCCCAAUAGAUUGCAGGGCUUUGACAGGCUUAUUCACUGAAGUUCCAAAUCUAUUUAAAGCCAAAUUAGCUGAGCUAAGAGCGUAGCUGUCUUGCACAAUUUUUCCAGCUUUAAUGUUUUGGCUUUAAUUUUAAAAUUCACCUUCAAUUAUCACUUCAGUGAAUAACCCAGUCAUCAAACACACAAAUACAGCGUGACUUACCUUGUCAAAUGCAUCUGUUAAACCUAUUCUGAUCCCUAAUAGGCACACAUGGUCAGAGGACUGGGAAAAGUUGGAGUGAUCGGGGUAUUUUUUUAGGUCUGCUUUAAAGAAGUCUGAAAAUAAAUGUAACUUUGUUAAAUCCUAAUUAAAUGAUGUAUGGUGAUAAUUUGUGUACGUUGGUAAUGUAUUUGUGAAACCCUCUUCGCUCCCUGUUUCCCAAAAGCCGUUGGUUGUAGGUGAAGUGGAGUUUGCCCACUAAGCAAUCUUCUGUUUCCCUAAUCAUGUGUGUUAACAGCUGAUAGUAUGUGUAUCUGGCCUAUACGGACAGGCAGUUUCCUUUCCUGUUUCCUCAAGGUGCUAACUCUGGUUAUGGUAUCUGACAUGUUCACGCAGGGCGUGUGGACUUUGCCUUUAAUCCAUUAACUGCGCCUUCUCACUACACGAUCCGUCCUCGUUGACGCAGAAAGCCCUGGAAACGAGCACACUGCCAGAGCUUUUAUUUUCCUCUGUGUGUUUAAAAAAAAAAAAAAAAAGCGUGUGUUUGUCCAAUUCUAAAAAAGUCAUUAAAAGAAUGUGUCCAUUCAGGAAGCUUGUAAAAUAACUUUCUAAACCUCUUCCAGGAGACAUUCUUCUAAAAUAGCAAAAUCUAGAAUUCCCUUUUAUUGACUCACUCUGAGAAAUAGUUAGAAAGUGUUUGAAGUUUUCUAUGGUCUAUGUAGUGCUGUGUAUCUAUAUAUGUUAUCUCCUCCUUUGUUAGGUGCUACCAUUGCAGAUGGUUUAAUGGAUCUCUCCAUUACUGAUAACUAGCCCUAAGCAGGUUUACACUCUGACAUUGUAUCAGACCCCUGAGCUAGACGUGGCAUUUCAUGCAAACUAACUUUUCGCAUGAUCUAUUGACACAAGUGUUUGGCCUGUUUUGUGGGGUUUUUUUUUUGUUUUUUACUUUUACAUUAAGGUGGUUUCGCUGUUAUAGAAGUUAAUUUCAUAUAAAUGUGUUUUUAUGAGGUGCCUGUGCAGUGCAGCACCUUCUGUUCCUGUAUGUCCAACUUGCGUGUUCACAGGGCAUUUCACAGAUGAAAGUCUACUGGGGCUAUUAAAGAAUGUGAAUUGGUUGCAGUACUGCCAGUGAAAUCCUAUGCUUUUUAUUAGUAAUGAUGGGGUAAUAUCAUAACAGCAUUUUGUUUGUUGUGCUCAGUUUGCUAAUUGUGUUCAUUUACCUCUUUCUAGGUAUUAUUACAAUAAAAGGAUCCUUCAUAAGACAAAAGGGAAGAGAUUUACCUACAAAUUCAACUUCAACAAGCUUGUAAUGCCCAAUUAUCCUUUUAUCAACAUCCGACCCAAUGGUAAGAGAAUGAAUUGCUCGACCUUGACUGUUUCAUGUUCUAAUUGGUCCUGUAAGACCACUCUGUGAGCCGCUCUGCAGAUUGAAACUUGGACUAUUCCGAACGCUUUGUUAAAGCUUCGAGGCUCCCACCUUCCAUCCAGUUCAGAGCUUCUCCUGUUUUGUGUGGUUUUUGUUCAACUGUAUAAUAUAUCAAAGCUGUGAAGCACCCCUUUACAAUUAGGGGCUAUCUAUCUAAUUAUAAAAAGGAUUCAAAGUGAGCCACUACAUUUUAAUAGGGUUUUUUUUGUGCCUUUUUUCUAGAAUAGUCUUUUGGUAAUACAGAGCGCUGUAAUAUUUGUAUGAUUUAGGGUGUGUCAAGUUUGGGCAGUUUCUCUCUUUCUAUAAUUGUUUGAUUCUCAACACCUUCCCCCAAGGCUAACCUGCAGAAUGCUCCUUGUUCUGGAAUCUAGAUGAACAUUUAGAUUUUUAUUUUCUCUUUCCUGCCCAAGGCAGAGCAGACAGGAAACACAACCUGGUGUAUGGAGCUAAAAUCUGGUCUCAAUUCUGCUCUUACUAGUAGCGGUUUAUGUGAAUGCGAAAACUACAAAAUGUUGUUCCAAACAGUCAUGUUUUCUGCUUGACUGCACUUGUAAAUAUUACUUUCAAAGAGUUGUUUGAAAGAGUUGUAGAAAGCUCUUGCGUUUUUUUUUUUGUCUGGUAAUUGGCAUGUCCAUAUGUAGAAGAUACUAAAUGUAAUACAGAAUUAAGUGUUCCUUUUUCAUAAUCUUUUUAGUGUAUAGUCACAUUCUAAAAACAACCCUUAAAUGCAAAGUGAACUGAAUUCCUUUCAAAGUUAAGGACAAAUCAAUGGAGUUAGGGUGGAUGGGAUCAUUUUAAACACAGUUUCUACUGGUUAGUUGAUGUCUAGCAUUUCAACUAGUAGGAAGUAGUGGGCGGCAUUAAUUUAUUGUAUUCUAAAAUGGGGCAAGCAAAUGCAAAAAAUGGGGGGAAAGAGGGGAGGAGUAGUGUUCUGUUUUCAACUUUUUAGGUUCCUGUCGAUGCAGUAAAACAUGUUCUAUAUAUUGUGGGAAUUCCUUAAGUCACUUUUCUAUUUGGAUUUCUUGCAGGUGCUGUCCCCCAGAGCGCACCACCAGUUCCAUCAGCGUCUUCCCAUUUUCCCUUCUCAUCUUUAGACUCUCCUAACGAAGAUGCAAGAGGGGGUCGGUUUUCUGGAGGAUCUACUGCACAGUCCAGCCAUGAAUCUUUAAAUGAGGUCUGUGAACGCAAGCCAAAUCCUAUGGAAUCUGAUGAAGUUUCUUCGGAUUGGCGUCGUGGAGUAGAACUCAUGUCUCGAAAUGCUGUAGGAUCAGGUGUGCAUGGCCUUCAAAAGCACAAAUCAGACAUGAUGCUCCCAGUUUUCUCAAUGCCAGGAAUGUAUCCAGAACCCCACAGUCCUUUCUCUGUGUCUCCUCUAGCAGGACGAGGUGGCAUGCUUAACGUACCAAUCUCACCUGCCUUGUCUCUAACUCCAUCAGUCUUUUCCUACAGUCCUUCACCCGGACUAAGCCCAGCUUUCCAGAGUGGCAGCUGCUUUAAUUUCAACCCAGAAGAAAUGAAACACUACCUGCAGGCCCACGCUUGCUCUGUUUUCAACUACCACCUUAGUCCCCGGACUUUACCAAGAUAUCCUGGAUUUAUGAUCCCACCUUUCCAGCGUCCCUUUCCACCAGAGGAACAGCAGUCCUUCCCUAUAAAACUGCAACCCCCUCCAAUGGGGCGUAAGAACCGUGAACAUAGCCAAAGUUCUGAAGACAAGCAUCUUGUCACCCAGCCUGCUCCAGUUCUUCCACCAAUGAAGGUGGAGCCUAUUUCUGACGACGAACCACUUACUGAUGAGGAUCUAGAUUUUUCAGGCCAUAGUAGUGAUGAGGAACAAGAUAAACCGAUAAUGAGAGAAGAUAUGGAGAAAGCAGCGCAUACAUUUGUCAAACCAGCUACUCCACCCCGGUCACCUUUCCCACAAGGACCUACUAGAGUUGGCUACUCUAAAGAGGGUGCAGAGCAGAUGGUUGAACCUGGAGAUAAAGCAGCAAAAGACGUUUCUGUCGAAGCAGUUGCUGUAGAAAAGAAAGAAGACUCUCUGCCUCCAAAACUGCGCCUUAAACGUCUCUGGAACGAAGAUCGUCAAUUGGAGGCUGUUGAGGAUAAAGAGUGUCGUAAAGUCAGCUGCAUUAUCAGUUCUAUCCGGACUCCUGUAAUCUCUACAGAACAUAAGGCACUGGCUGCAGCUGUGGACUCUUAGUACUGGAAUGGAAUCAGGAAAAUGAAAUUCUAUUAAUAUUAUCCUAUUUAUGUAGCACUGCUGCAGAAAGGGUUGGGGGUUAAAGGCUUGGUUUUUCAUUAAUUCCCAGAUUUUCUUAAUGUUGCAGGUGAUGCUUAUUUUAAAGGGUUUUUUUUUAUUUUAUAUUUGAUGUUUCAGGGAAACCAAUACCUCUUAUAAAGAGGUAACGACUUAAUGUAGAAACAAAAACAGAUCUGCAAUUUUUUUUACAUUGCUUUUCUUCUGUUGUGCUUGUUAGGUGAAAACAUCUACUUUUUAUUAAUCCUGAUUUAGAUAAUGAUCUGACUUGUCGGAUUGCAGCUUUUAUUAUAAUCUGCUAGGUUUGUUUUGUUGUGUAUUUUGUUUUUUCUUAUUAUUCAAUCAGAGAAACUUUGCUUCUGAUAUUUGCUGAACACUUACAUUUUAGUGUCUUGUUUUAUUUUUUCCCCUCUUUUUAGGGUGCUGCUGUCCCCCCUUAGGUGUUUUGUUGUUUGACACUAAAUCUAAAGAUUUUCAACCAAGGAAAGUGUGUAUUAACAGUAAAACUUUGCACCAAUUACAACUGAGUGAGUGGGAGAGAAACUAUUUGGGUGUUUUUGUUUUGGGGUGGGUGGGUUCCUUUUUGUGAUGUGAGGGGGCUGAUUGGACAAACCUAACUAAUUACAUACCAAAUGUGCUUUUCUCUUAUUUUUAUAUUGCAUUGUUGACAGGGGGGAAAAAGUUCUAGUGAUUUUUUUUUUUUUUUGAUAUUUUUUUUUAACUAAAAAAACAAAUUCUCUUGUUGAAACAGAGCACUUAUUUUUGUGCAGUUGGAUAACAAAAAUCUCUAUUUUUCUGUAUUUGCUGCCUAUUUUGUGUAUUUUUAAUGAAACUAACUUGGUGUAAUUACCAAAAAUGCUUUAUCUGAGUAAUGAUUCCGAACAGCCGAAUAUCAGGAUGUGCAACUUGAGGUUUUAAGAGGUACAGGAAGUAGGGCUCAACAAAGAAGGAAGGCAGGGGGAAUGAAAUCAACGAUCUGCUUUAUUCCAGCUGCUUGCCUUCCCCUUCUGUCAUGUACCCUUAUUAGCAGAAGUCUGCUUGCGUUUCCUUCUGACGUGUGUGACAUUCCUAGCAAUGAUUGUGGCUACAUUAUUUUUUAUAGUAACUUGAAUUUGUGGAAGUCUUUGUAUUGAGUACUCGGAACAACAAAACAAAUUAAAAAAAAAAAAAAAAAAAAAAUCCGCCCUCAAGUAAAUGUAUUAGAGUGGUGCAAUAUUUUUUUUUUUUUUUUUUUUUUAGUUUGAUUUAAAUUUUGUCAGCCCAACCUUAACAUUUCCCUGGUCAUGAACUCAAAGUUGGCACAAUUCAAAUGGCAAGACAAAAUGAUAAUGGUGGAAAUUAACUUCCAUCACUCAAUGUCAAUGUUGGGGGGGAUGGAGGAGAAACCAGAGUUGAUGUUGCUUGAUGUGUGGUUAUUUUAUGCAUUAACGUAUGGAAGUAGUUUUAUUGAACGCUGUAGCAGAGGGAACUAUUGCCUGCUCAAUGGUGCAGUAUGUGUCCCUCUCAUGGCUUUGUGGUUGAUCCUAAUUGCCUGUUAUCCCCAGUAAUCCAUCUUUGCCUUUUCGCAAUUUUAUUUUUAGAGCAAGGAAUUGACUCAAUAAAGAUAUUUGACAGCAGAAUUUGAAAAUGUAGUUGUAACAGUUAAAGAAAAUCUCCCAACAAAUGCUAAAAUGAACCCACUGACUAGUGUGUUUUGCCUGAAACCUGUUUAAUUCCAUAUAUGCCAUUCAAAUAUACUAUGCUCCCCUACUUUUUAACCCUUUAAAAUGAUGUAGUCCAUAUUGGAAAAUGUAUUCUUACAUUGACAUUCCUUCAUUCUUGAAUAGGUUUUGAUUUGACUUUUUUUGAAACCCUUAAGCAUGAAAUCUCACCCAGGAAGUGUUUAUAUAUACAUUUUAUAAUGCUUUUGUAGAUUUAAAAAAAAAAAAAAAAAUAUUCAGGUAGAAAAGUUGUGGAACCAGGUUGUGACAAAAUUGGAAGUGGCUUGAGGCGGUUGUGCGAAGUAAUAGAUUUUGGCAGGAUAAAUGCGUUAAUGGCUCCUGUCACAAACUGUUUACAGCAGGACUAUAGAUCAUAAACAUUCAAAUUGUGCAAUUUUUUUCCAAAAUUGAUGGGAAAAAUUCCUGCCGGCAGAGACUCAUGUAGUUUGUGUGAUGUUAUGGUAUAGUGUCACGUGUUGUACUGUUUUGGGGGGAGCUGCCCUAUCUGACAAUACCUGCAGUUAGAUAGGCCCCCAAGAGUGAUUGGAGAUACUGAGGCAGUUUUUAUAGGAGGAAGCAGAUGCUGAGUCCAGGAUAAUUACUUGUUCCUAGUGCCAGGCUUGUUCAGGUGAGGGGAAGGUGGUCACAUCUUCACUGUGUUGGCAUAGAGGCAGUAUGGUAAUUUGUGACCUGGGCAGGCCAGGAAUGACUCCAUGGCUAUAGCAGAUUGCUAUUGGUGCCAGUGAUAUGUAGUAAACCGUGCCCUAGCAAAGUUUUAUUUUUGCCUUGUUAGGUUGCCAGCUGCCCCCUGCUUUGUCUAAUAAGUCGAUAGUUUAUUAAAAUUGAACUAUAAAAUUAGAGGAUUGUAUUCAGAGCGUUGGGUGGACGUUCUGGUAGUGGUCAUACAGUGAAGCUGUAUAAAAGAUAAUUUAGCCAUCUGAUCUGUCUAUCCCCAUCUAAAACGCAUGCCUUGGUCUUGAUCAAAAUAGUCUGCCCAAAGAAUUCAUCAAAGCUUCCCCUACUCAGGACACUGGUUUAGAUAAUGCGUCAGGGUUUCUCCACUUCCCAACAAAAAAACAAGAUCGCUUACACCUCAAGACACCGCCUGACCCUGUGUUACAUAGUUAAUCACUCCUCUCGUCAUAUUGUGCCAUUGACGUUUUUUUAUUGAUUUUAUCCUUGGGCUUUAAGUGUUGUAUUUCUCGUCUGUCUGGCUUGUCGAGACUGUAAAUCCCAGAAUGCUUUCUGAUAUAACUGUCAGAACAUGAUGGAUGAUGUAGUCCCACUUUAUUUUUUAAAGGCAGAAGUUCAGAUAGGUUGACUUGGUAAAAAUUACUGACACGGACUGUUUCACUGCUACCUGCGGAGAGGUUUCCUCUCCUUUAGAUCAGUGUAGGACCUCUAGCUACCUGUUGCAAUUUGAUCUAAAAAUGGCUGCAUUCAGUAGCUGGAGAUAUGCCCCAUCACAGAUCACGCAAUAUUGAGGUAAUUACAGGGCACAUUGUGAUAUCCGACUGGAACAGCAGGGUUGUGUGAAAUGGCAAAUACAUCUAAAGAGGUUUCCGAAAGAGAGAUUUCCCCUAGCCAUUAGAAGCACAACUCCCAUGAUGCUUUGCCAGCAUAACAUGAUCUACAUCAUUACACAACCUUUCCAUAGAUUAAAAGGGAGUGUUUUAACAAACGCUUUGAAUGCAGUGUACUAGAAGGAAGUGUCAUGGAAAAAUUCCCACAGGAGGGUUUUUUUUUUAAUUUUUUUUUUUUUUUUUUUUUUACCGUUUAAAACAUCUAAUUUAGGCCUUUGUCCACAUUUACACAAAUAUCCUGGUCAUGACAAUCUUCUUAAACUUGAUAGAGAUAUAUAUAUAUAUAUAUAUAUAUAUAUAUAUAUAUAUAUAUAUAUAUAUAUAUAUAUAUAUAUAUAUAUAUAUAUAUAUAUAUAUAUAUAUUCCAUUAGUUUCCAAAGAUACUUUCUUUAGUUUGUCCUUUCCCCAAAGCUACAUUAUUUUUGGCUGUCUGAUGCUAAUUUGGGAAGCACUUUCUCACCCUUCUGAACGGAUAUAUUUGCUCCCUCCCUCUCCAGUUUUUCUUUAUAAAUCUAUUGCACCUCAGGCCUGCAUUUCAAAAUAUCACUAUAUCCACUGGUGUUUAAGCAUCAAAACAAAUCUACAAAAAUGUAUAUAAAAGCAAAACUUGCUGCUUAUACUGGCAAGCGGCAGAAAUACCUUCACACCAGGAAGAGGCUCCACCAAUCAGGCCCCUGCCUUUCAGGUUUCUGGGCUCUGAGCUUAUCACAUAGGCUGUUGAUUUAUUCACAGCCAGAAAUGUGGUGAAUAGUGGUGUCAUGCAUUAUGCCACGUUCUGCUGGUGGCAUGUACCUUAUGCAAUUACGUAGACAUGUUUAAUGAUAAAAUAGGACAUUUUCCACCUCCUUUAUGUCCUUGUCAUAGGGGGCUCUAUAGCGGUUUGUUUAGCAAAUAAUUGAUUAAAACACACAGGGGCAGGGGAUCUCCUCACACCAUAACUAACUAUAGGCACGUAAAAUUUUCUGGUACUUUGUGACCCACCAUUCCAAAAACAUAGAUAAACUUACCAUAGCGUGCUUUGAUUGUACUGCUGCUAAUUCAUUUGUUUGUCUAUGGCUUGUUACUUUACUGUUCAGUUUCCUGCUGAGACAGGUUUUUUUUGUAAUGGGAUUGUUUAGCUUCUGUAAUUUCCCUUUGUCACAUUCAAGAAUGCAGUCAGCCUGGUCAAUGAUCUUGUAGAGGCACUGAUUUUGUCUCUUCCGUGUAUGGAACCCGGUAUAGGAGUUCAAUUUCCGUUUUUGUUUAAAUUCCUAGUGUAUGAGUUGAUUGUUGCAAAACAUAGCCAGAGCUUUGACCUGAAUUUUUCAACUGUGUUAUUUGAAGGGACACUAUAAAUCUGUAUUCCUAACUUCAUAUUCUCCUUUUCUCUUGUCAGAUUAGCGGCCCCUAAUGUCUGCAGUGUAAUUUAUAAAAAAGUUAUUUUACUCCCCUUCUCUAUAGCGUUGUCUUCCUCCGCGCUGCAGCCCGCUCCACCUUUCUUGACUUCAUCUUUACCGACCGUAGGUACAUGCGCAGAGAUCCAUUAAUGAUUGUAUGUCCGAUGACUGUACUGCGCAUGCAUGCCUUCAUGGUAUGCCUGGGUAUGAGAGCCAGGAAGCAACCAUCCCAGCUCUCCUAUCCAGGGCUUGAAGGCAUGGCUUGAAGCCACUGUAACUAGUCAAAGUAUUUUGGGGGGCAAUUUCCAAUGGGGACUACUGUAAGUACUAGAACAACUUUAAUAACAUUAAGUUGUCGUAGUGAGUGCCGUGUUCCUUUAAGAAGGUGAAUAUUCAAAAUUCAUUUAAAGUUAAGUUCUUAACGGAAAGCAUAGCUGACUUUGAGAAUGUGUUUUUUGUUUGGCCUAUUUUGACCAUCCGUUUGAAAUUUCACUUCUGUUUAGUUAAAGGACCACUAUAUUGCCAGGAAAACAAACUUGUUUUCCUGGCACUAUAGGGUCAUUAGGGCCCCACUCCCGCCCCUUCAGCCACUUACCUUUCUCCAGCUGUUUGUACAAAUAAAAUUUCUGGUUAUUGUUGAAUGAGAAUCAAACCAAAUCUUACUUCAAAUCCUUUUUAAAGGGUUUUAAUUUGGUCCGUUAAUGAACAAACUGAUUAUCAGAAAAGAUACAUUCAGUGAUUAGUGGGAAUUUUAAUUGGACAAAUAGUUUGGAACACAUUUUUGUGCAAGUUUGUCUCAUAUUUUAUUUGUUUGUAUACUUGCCGGGCUGUCAUUGGUGUAACUUCGUUUUCAAUUUCUCCAUUUAAAUUGGGUAAGCACAAUUGUAACAUCCCACAGUGGCCGUGCAGUGCUUAAUGCUGACUUGUCAUCCGUAAAGCGAGGGUGGAACUGUGCCUAACCCUCUUGCCUCACUCCCAAUAUUGGACGGCAUCUCCUCUUUCCUGGCAGCAAAUUUUCACCUUCUCAGACAUUACUUGGGGAGGCCGCAAUUUGUCACCCUGCUGUAAUAUAGCCAAGGACUUACAAUACUGUAUGUUGUGUUUGGCAUCUCUCCAGAGCAGUCGGGCAGUUUUAGGAAGAUAUAAAUGUAAAUCUGCAUACAGCUGGCCUUUUCCUAGCUCAUUUUAAGUUUGUUUGGGGGUUUUUUGGUUGUUUUUUUUUUUUUGGAAGGGGGGUACUUUGGUGGGGACAUUUUUAUAGCCAGGUAUGUUUGGUCGACCAAUUAUAUUUUAAAACGUGCUUUAAAUGAGCAGCUGAUGGUAUUAAUAGGACCUGUUUUAAAAAAUAUAUUCAGUAUAGACUUGUCAUCUUGAAAGAUGAAGCAGGGAAAAUAGUAUUGAAAUACUAAAACCACUUUUUGUCUGGGUUUUUUUUUUUUUCAGUUUUGUUUUCCCUUAAACAACUUGCUGCUAGAACUCCCUUGAAAAGACCCCACGUUAUUGUAGCCAGUUCCGGUAACUUUUGUGUUUCUCUCCCAGCAGUUUUCUUAGCCUCCUGUCUUUCUAUCCUCCUAUGGCAGCUGUAUGUGGGGGGUGUAUCGUUAAAGCCAGACAUGGCAGGUCCCCCCCUGAGCCCAGUUUAUGGCUGGAGUAGAUAAUUCAGAGGGUUCUCUCAGCCAGUUUCCCAAUUUACAUCCACUCUGUCUUGCAGGAGGUUCUUGUAUUACUGCUGACAACCAUUUGAAACCGAUUGUUUUGGGUGUUUUUAUCCUCUGCAUAUGGACCCUUUUAUUUAGAUUAUGCACUGUUAAUAUUUCAGUCAGCUUAGAUAUCCAUUGACAAGGAUGAAGUGUAUACUCAGGAACAUUACAAAAUCGCCAUAAAGGCCUCCUCGUCUGAUUGCAAAGCCCUGUGUCUGCGGUUUACUUCAAAUGCAGAAUUCCCUCUUCCCAAGUGCCAGGUAUUUGUAGAUGCUGCUUUUUCUCCAGGCAUAGGCUUGCUGUUUGUAUAAUUAAGUGUUUUUAGUUAAAUUUGAUAUUAACAUUAAGUUAACUUUCUAUAUUUUAUUAAUGGGUGGAGGGAAGCAGAAUUGUAGAUAAGUGCACUUCACUUAGCGUCAAUGUUGCUGUGUGGUGUUGGAUGAGCAUCCCCUAGUGUUCACUCUUUGCUAUUGCAACUAUUUUUGUAAUGCAGCUUAUUUAGAGUUUUGUGCUGCCCUUUGGGGGUUUAUUUUUAUUAACAAAGUGUGCCAAAUAUAUUUAAACACCAACACAGGGGCUCAAACAGUACCCCUAUUUAGAAACACUAAUUGGGCUUUCGGCCAAGCCAGCAGAAGUGGGUGCAUGAAGGUGGAUUUUUAGAAUAAAGCAUUAACCCUGUAUUAUCCCUAAACAAGCACUUCACCUAUUGCUGGCCUGUGUAUCAGCGAAAUAACUCUGCUUUCACAGCCAUCUCAGACUUUUCAUACAUGCACAUACAGACUAAUGGGAUAGAAAUGCAAAACAUGUUCUAAAAAAAAAAAAUCAAAAGUAUUGAUAGUGUUGCAAGUACCAGGUAGUAUCCAAAGGUCUAUACAAUCAUUGCAUCUUAUGCUGUUUUACAUAUUGUCAGCUCCUUCAUGCUCUGAUAUCGGAAGCGUGCCUCCAGCCCAGUAGACAUUACUGUAUUAAUGAUGUCUGGUAUCAGUAUUUGGCUGAAGAACACAACGCAGGAUGUUCUCAAUCACCUGCUCACAUCUAGAACAAAAUAGUAUUUGCAUUUCUGCAGCCAAAGCUGUGUUUGAAAUGAUUCCUCUGUGGUUGAUUGUCCUUUAUUAUGUUGGAGUUCUAGGUUUUAAUUCUCACCCUCCCACUUAUUUGAAAAACGACAUGGGGCAGAUUUUACAUUUGACUCUUCCCGCGUUUUGAAUUUUGACAUUUUGGUUUAACUAAUGAAUUAGCCCCACUCUUUGACACAAGUGGGUUUUGUACAUAAUUUGUAUACUUGCUGAUCUGUGCAGUGCCUUUUAGACGUCGCAAUUUUCUAUAAAGUCUUCAAAACACAACUUUUUUUUGUUUUGCAUAUAUAUUAUAUAUAUGAUGUAAUGUUAUAUAGAAAUAUAUGUAUAAUAUACAUAUUUUUCCCAGGGGUAUGUGAUAGCUCUGUAUUUUGUAUGAAAUUUGUAAGUAAAGUAUUUUACCUCAAAUUUAAGAAUUAAAGUAAAUAAAAACUCCCUUUUCAAUAUGUUUCCUGUGUGAUGUGUUUUGCUUUUGUUUUGUGUUUUUGUAUUGGUGUUGGAAUAGAAUAUUCAGAGAUGUUCAGAAAUUCAUCUUACAAAGGUGACUGUGCCAAGUUACUGUUACUGGGUUAGCAGGAUAGGCAAAUAUUCUGGCAAUCCUUUCAGAGAUUUUAAUGUAGCUUUCCUGGUCAUGGUGGUUUUAAGUCCAAUUCCCAGGCUAACAUCCACACCCAGAGCAGAUAUCCCAUGGCAGAGUAUUAAAGGAGCAUAUUCUGUGCAACAAGCAGGUAAGUGACCUUUUAAUUCAUUCCGCAGAUAUCACCUGGGCCAGCAUUGUGUUUAUAAGUUACUUCAUAAUGUGGUCUUCUAGGAGUAGAACGAUUUCACAACGUACUCCUUGAAUAACUGUUUUUUUGUUUUUUUUUGGAGGACUGCAGCUACACCCAUGGCUUACACAGUAUAUAUUUUUCCUUAAUAAAACUAUACAAGCCCUGCAAACAGUCAUGAUUUAUUCGACAAAGGUCUUUCUGAUUUGACAUAAUAGGGGUGCUAUGUUUGGCUGAAAGGUUUUCAGAUGCUGUCUGGUUGGGGCAGAACUCGAUACGUUCCACCAUGUUUCAUGUUAUAUACAAAAAUAGUUGUGCAAGCUGGAUUGUAAGCUUGUUUGAGCAGAAACCGUUCAAUCUUUGGUUACAAAAGGCAAUAAGCACGCAUACAAUGGUGUACAGUCUAGUUAAUCAGUUGUUGAUUAUGCAAGAAAGAUUCUUACCUCUGGCCUAAAACCUUCUGUUUCUCUAGGUCCUUCGCCGAUGGCUGAUUUUCCCCCCUCUUUCUAUGGCAUUUCAGGUUUUAUUCCUCACUCAGACAGGGAAAGCAUAACAAGCAAGUCACGUGCAGCUGUAUUGAUCUGCCAGGUUACUCCAUUUCACCAUUAUUGAUCAUGCAAUUGCUCGAUCUCAGAUCUCAUUUAGACCUUGCGUUCUUCUUCUAUUGCUUUUCACUUUCGUGCUUCGUUUCGCCGCUCUAACACCGUGACCCGUUCAAUAAUGAUAAAAAGCUGCUUGGUCUCUUCAGUAUCAAAAGGUUGGUUAAUUAUCAAGUUCAGAGCUCAAUGUUUUAAGAAAAUUGUUUUGUUUUUUUGUUUGUUUUUUUCACCCUAAAGUCCUAUCGCCGUCAUGUAUUUAUAUUGGUGGGUUCUUGUAUCUACAACCACAGCCUUUAAAAUUGUUACUUUAUUUGUUGUGGACUUUGGUUUUUUGGGGGGAGGGGGGGUUUACCCCAAGUGUCAGUUGGAUUUUAAAAUUAAAGUGAUUACAUUAAAAAAAGUAACUUGCAUAGUUUUAAGAAAAUUUGCUCUGACCUGGUGUUAAGCUGUUGAAGAAAAGGGGUUAAUUUAACAGGAAAUAUUUCCUGUUCUAGAGAUUUAGAGGCAAAUUGGAGAAAUAUUGCAAACUUACAAGGUUACUAAAACCAUGACCACUACAGAUCGUUGUAGUGUUGUAGUGUUGAGGAUGUUAGGAGUACCUUGGUUCAAUUCCCUGAGUAAAGGAGCAAACAUUCUUACAAUGAUCCACAUGGCGCUUGGUCUUUACUCAAGCUGGUUUACAAUAUCCGACUUGUGCAGAAGCUAGGUGCUGAUUCUGUCGGCCAUUCAUUGGCUGAGCGGGUUAGCUGAUCACUCAGCCAAUGGUAGUAUGCACAGAAUCGACAUUAGCCAGCCUGGAACUAUGGUCCAGGCUGGCUAAUGAUUCCCUCCCAAACGCUGUAAGAUAUCAACACUUCUGUCAUCAGAAAGGUUAAACUGUAUACAUGCAGAGUUUCAUAGUGUAACACUGCACAUACAGAUAUCUGGCACCAUGACCACUUCAAGACACUGAAGUGGUCAUUGUACUUUCUGUAACCAAUUAAUUUUUUUUUUUUUUUGAGUAUUGUCAAGUGAAAUUACCGUAACUUGUUUUGAGUUUUCCCCCACAGAACACCAAUUCUGUCCUUGUAACAAAAGUAGAAAAAAGUAACUAAAAUUGUGUUGCCCAUUUUUACUCAAUAUAGAGUAAAAUGUUCUAAUUGGAAGAUUUUGAUUAAAUUCCCUGUAGUAGCUUUAGAUAAUCUGCCACAAAUAAGCACAAAGGAAAGUUUGAGAACUCUAAUCUAAAUUCUCUUGUUUUUCAGUAGAGCUUCGUAGUAGCAUUAUGGGUUUAUAGGCCAUAUAAUUCAUUGUUUGAGAUUUGGUUGCAUUCAGCACGUAGGUUGAAUGGAACUUCUGGCAUUUGUAGGUCUAAAACAUCUGGGGAUCUAUUUUUGGGCAAUCCUGUUCUAAAAUUUUAGUGACUAGCUCUGUCAUGCAUCAGGUGUGUUACUAGUUCUCCAAUGUGUUUUUCCUUUUGUGGGUCCACUUGUUAUAUCCAUAAUCAAUGCCCAUGUUUGUCUGAAUUUUUUUUUUUCUUUUGUAACUGACCAGUUUGUCAUUAUGAACUGGUGCAGGACUCGUCACCACCUUCCUCAAAAAGGGCUAUCUUCACUAUGCCAUCCAUUCCCUGCUGUGCCUUCCAGCUAGAGAGCCUGCAACAGCUUCUCUAAAAUGCUCAUGGAGCAGUGUAAGGCUCUCCCAGGUACAGUGUGCCCCACCGAGAGCACCACUGGACAUUUUAUGGAACUGUGACUCGGCUCACAGUAGUGCUGCGGUCCGGUCAGCUCUCGGCUCCAAGACACUAGUGCUAUUUGGAAGGGAGACAAGGCAUCCGGCAAUAUCAAGAACUUAACACCUUGAGGACCAAACUUCUGGCAUAAAAGGGAAUCCUGACAUGUCACACAUGCCAUGUGUCCUUAAGGGUGCUCCAUCACAAUCCAUCUUUUGUAAUCAUGUCUUUCCACUCAGCUGCCUGGAAUUGUACACUGGAUCAUAGGAUAGUCGUGGUCUGGCUAAAACAUUCUCUUCAACUUGCUUGGGCUUGAUACCUCUGAUCAGACUGCUCUGUGGACUGGUUACUUCACCAGAGAAGAGCUUCACAGGGAUAGUAAAUGUUUGGUGAUACUAUGUGGGAAAGCUGUGUUUUAGAGUAACAGUAUGAUGGGUGCCUUGGUGUCUAGCCGUUAAUUACCCUGAUGCAAGUAAAUUAUGUCCCGGACACCAUGAUUGUGCAUGGUGUUGAUACUGAACCCCCUGUAAGGGCAGUUGUACAAAAAGCCAUUUGUCACCAAUAAAGUCUGUUUACUCUGCAUUAAGCCUUGGCUGAUGAUUAUGGGGAAGAGUUAUAAUCACUUGUGGGGCUUUUACAGAAGGGAAAGGAAAUCCCUGGCUGCGAUACUCUGGCAGAGUAGGAGAGGUCCGCUACAUAUGUGAACAUUCCAAGCACCAUAACCCUUACAGCAUGCUGUAGCGCACCAUUUCAAAUUAUUUGAAAUUGUGAGACCCCUGAUAAGACAAUGUAUUUCAGACUAUUCCAUUGAAACAUACCUCUUCCAGAAAGUGUGGCACGUCAAAUUACCUGUCUCUCCCUCCAUGUGACCGUUCCUAUGUGGCCCAAACCAUUAACACCCACCGUAAGCUGGUAGUGGAGUCCCGCUGCAAACCUUCACACCAUGUUACUUCAACCUGCAGUGGUCACGUCCGUGCUUUGGAGUGCUCAUGGUACAAAGAGCCUGUAUGUGCAGCGUUACAGUAUAAAAGGCAGCACUUACUGUGAUUAUUAACUAAGCCUGGAAUGAGAGUUCACCUGGCUCGCUGCCUGGUAGGACCCAGGUAAAAGACAAUCUGUAGCAAAAAGCAGACUGCUUCCUUAUCAGGAAACAGAACUAGAGUACUCUGGGUAUCAUAACCAAUACAGCAGAUUGGAGUAGUUAUGAUGAUCAGAGUAACCCUUUAAUACUCUAAUUCAGGACAAGGUUUAUGUUCUGCUGCACAGUGUAAAGUCAAGGAUACAAAAGUCUUCCUACCCUUCUGUCUUUGUAGUAAAUGAAAAGUUGCUAUUAACUGUGCAGACAUGAAAACCACAUUUCUGUCUCUUGAUAUUUCUCUGCUUUCAUUGAUGUUAUCUUAUCCAUCUAAUAGUGUGUGGUAUCGGCCCUUAUUAGGGUAAAAAAAAAAAAAAAAAAACUUUCUCACAAAUAUCACCUGCACGCAUUUUAGAUGAUGGAAUGAUAGUUUGGCAUCUUGGUUGGACAUUCAAUCACAACUCCCAACUGUCCUUGUUCCAGUUUUGGACCACCUGUAAUACAGCUGUUUCUUCUAGGGAUACCACAGAGACAUAGUGUGCAGGUCAGUGUUCCUAUACCAUGCAUUCUACAUAGUUCUGCUCUAAGAGCACGGCGGCCUGUCUUGUGGCAGGUAUCACAUGCUCCCUUUCCAUCUGUUAAUUUCCAUGUUUGCAAAGCAGCCUUGUGUAUUUUGCAAUUGGUGGUUUGCACCACUUGCCUGCUCUCUAUAGCAUGGCAGCUGAUCAAGAUGGGGACAUGAGCGGACAUCAGGAUACGCCCCACCACGUCAGUACUAGCUGUUAAAGAUAAGCCACCAAUAGCGUUUUUUUCUCAACCAUUGCUGCUAUGAAAGCAUUGGUUUUAAAUGAAAAGGGCAAAUUGGACAUAAUUUGGAUGCCCUUUAUUGAUUCCAUGGGAGAAUUUUGUUGCCCACUAUGAGAUUCCAGAGCAGUCUGCAUGGGUCACAACUAGACUUAGGAAAAUUUAGUUGGAAGCAGAGUAAAAUAAAUUUGGUUUGUUUGCAAAGUGCCACAUUUUUUGCACGCAGCUUCACUACAUGUAAACCGAUUCGGAUUGAUUUACCGGGUAUUUUAUUUAGACAAUCACUUAAAACCGAUUUUUGCAUAUGUCUAGUCUCCAUGGAAUGUUGAGUCACCCUGCAGAGCCCCACUACAUGUUUGUUUAUAUUACCCAUGAAGUCUAUGAAAUAAGUUAAAGUAUAUCUCUCAUACUACAUGCAUGUUAAAAAAAAAUAAACAAAAAGUACAUUAAAUUGCAUAUGUGAAUUAUAUUUCUGGUAACUGUAUAUAUUAGAAGAAUAACUCUAUAAGCAAAGAUUCCUCCCUCACAUAUGAAUGAUUUGUUGAUAUAAGGUGUCUUCCCAAUAGCAUCUCUAUCUGUGACAACUGAUGGCCAGAGAUGACUUCUCCGGCACGGCAUAUUGGGUUACUAGAGGAACAAUUCGCAAACACGACCAAUUGCUCCAGAGAGGUCGUAAAAUAAACAGGAGUAAGUGUUGGGUGUUCACAGGUGCUACAUCAACGCUCUGUGUCAUUUCAAUGAUCGCAGAGCUGAAGACUCACUGAGUACUUAAAAUCUCUUUAAACAAUAAAAUACCUAAGUUAUCACCAUGAGUCGGUGCACAAGGAGGUAUUCUAGAUAUAAUGAAUGUUUGGUUAAAAAAAAAAUUGUAGCACUUUAGCUGAAUAUUCUGUUAUGCUGUAGAGCAUUUAUUAUGAAUAAAAUUGUGGAUCUUACCCAGCAUUUAGCACUGCCCAUGGGGUCAUUAAAAUGUAGAUACAUAGACAUCAGAUUUUUAUUUAUAUUUUUUUUAUUAUUUUUUUAAACUAUUUUUAAAAUACUAUACACAGCAACAGACUCAAUGUGCUGUCCCAGAACUGGGAUACAUUGGAUCGGUGGCGAUACCUACACUGCUACAGUUGAGAAAAACAUCUAAAUCAGGGUUUAGUGAGCACACCCCUUUGGAAAGCUGAAAAUAAAGGACCUCACACAGGCCUGUGUUCCACAAGUUUACUACCCAAGGUUUCUGAGGAUUGUCCUAAAAGGUUGAUUACUCGCUUCUCACGUAUAAAUACGGGAGGUCGGGAAGAAGCCAGUGAACUGGUGCUUAAAUGAGUUUUAUUAGUGUGUCUGUCUCCCAGAAUUGUUAUUGAUUUUUACCUGUCACUUCUCAUUGGGGCUAAUGGGACUUGAUAAGCCUUCAAGUAGAAAGAGCCAGCUGUUUCUUCCAGUCCUGCAAAGCUAUCCUUCUCCAACUGAUCUUCAUUCCGGGGAUGGCUUGUUUACCUGUCAUCAUCAACAUUGAGUAGAACAAGAUUUUUCUAUCUGAACUGUGCAGCUAUUCUAAAAUACAGACUGUGACAAUGCAGAAGAAGGCCAAAACUUUUUUCCCCUGUUCAUGUUCUGAACCCAAAGCUCCAUUCCCUAGCUUUCUCUUUAAGGAGGGGGUUAGCCACUCAUACCCCGCAUUGUUGGGUUGAAGGUAUUCGCAGAAUUUACCUGUGGGAUUAGAAAGUAAAUUAUAGCAACUAUGUGAUGGAAAAACUGGUGAGUAUAAGUGCUCAAUAUCUAUAAUCAGCAGCAUAUCACCAACAAGGGGUUCUCUCCACCCUUCUGAAGUGGAUAGUAAAGAUAACAGACAGGAGGUUGUGGUGUAUCCCCAAAUUAAUAUAUAUUCACCACAGAGGUGAUCAGCACUUAAGAUCAUAUAUACAUACGAUACAGAUUAUAUUUUUAGUAUAUGAAUACUUUUUAGAGCUGUCUCGGCUCUAUUAUGAAGGCCUGGAUGGAAUAAUCCCCGUCUAUGCAUAUAAGUGGAGGGUCUUUGGAGCUCGUUUUCAGGAUGGAGUAGGUAUAUGUGAAAAAAGACAAAAUAGGAAAUCCAAUGGUAUAGUAUAUACAAACAAUUGGUAUGGAACAAUCCUCACAGAGGAAUAUAUGCUGUUACCGGAAGGAUGAAGGAUGUAUUCCACAGGUAAUGAUGUAUAAAAUAGUAGGUUUAUUAAAUAAAAAGCUGCAAACAUCUAUAUAAGUAAAAACAAUUAAGCAAACUUUGGAUAAAAUAACUCCUCACUUAACACGUUUCGCCAAAGGCUUUCUCAAAAGUGGACCAUUAGAACUGAUGUAUUAAAUCAAGGAGCACCGGUUUUCCUGACCAAGGACCCCUCUGCCAAACUUCUCUGCUUAUUGACAUUCCAUUUCUCCCACUUGUUUUGUUUGAUAUUCUUUAGACCAAAGAAGAGGACAGUUUUUGUGGGUGAAUCUGGGGUAGGUGACUCUCGCCUGGAAAAUGCUUAUAUAUCAUUUAAACAGUGCUGUCUGGUAAUGGAACAGAAGAGAGAUCUGUGCCAUUAAAGAAUCUGAGUCGAUGUCCCUCUUGGCUAUACAAUCUGGAGUGGUGCUGCACUCUCUGGGUAUCAAUUACCGUAUCCCAGUUCAGCUAGGACUCUCAAAAAGUCAAUAGUUGCUCCUUAGACUUGCUGCUUUAUAAAAUAGAUUUAAAAAGUUUUUUGUGUUUUGUUUUGAAUGUGAAAUCAUAUGCUAAAAUAAUAUCCUUGGAGGGUCCACAAGUAAGAGGCUUACAAACUGAGCAAGGUGCUUGUUCGUGUUACAUAGAUAUAUAUAGAAAUCAAACAAGUGUGAGAGACCAAGUAUAAAACCGUAACAUAUUUGAGUACUUAUAACAGAGACCUGGAGGUAAGUACACAUUACAUUCUAGAUUUUGCAGAAUAUCUAGUCAGCAAGAGUCCCAAAUCCAAGUAUCCAUUACUAGUGUGGCUGUCAAUGAUUUUGUGUCAGGGCAGCUUAUCAGAUGACUCUUGGAGAGGGUUCCCCAGAGCUGUCAAUGUCACGGACAGAAACUAUGGGGGCCAACCAGUCUACCAGAUAGGUUAUAUGGGGCCAAACAGUACUCAUUAAAAAACUGAUAGAGGCUGGGGUAGCUGCCUCUGUGUUGGCAGCCUCGCACUAGCUCUACUGGACUCUUAUUGCCAUGUGGUUAUUUUUGAUGUUUGUUUGCAAGGAAGAUCUAGCAUUGUAAAGGCGCAGCUGCUAGGGUCACCUGUAUGAAAGUAACGUCCUGCCUCUUGGCAUCCAGGGUAAGAUUACACUUCUCAACUUUCACUUUCGAGUAAUCAGUGUUGGGGUUCCCUCAGAAGGUGUCUGGUGGCCUCCUUUUCCGGGCUUGCCAUCGUAUUGGGUAACAAGUGAUCUGCCAGCAACUGUAACAGUCUCUUGAGACAGGAAUACCCUCAUUGGUUCAAAGAGGGGGAAAAAGGACAGAGGAAAGUUACAUUGAUUGUUGCCUCCUAUUUGGUCGAUUGGCCAUCCCACCAGACUCCAGACCUGCUUUCAGAAUUGGCCACAUGGUCAUCAAGGCUCUGACAUUAGCAGGGCAAAUGAUACAAAGCAGCCAGGUUUGUUCAGUAAGUUUCCUAAAUAAAAAUCCUCCCCAGUGUGAGCUUAUAUCUGAUGGAAGCCGUACCGGAUGAAAAGAUAUUUUACACUAAUUUAAAUGUUUGUGCGGGGUAUAUGUGUUUAGUCUUACCCAAUCAUGCAAAUACUUAUCGACCAAACACCCAUUAAUAUUAAACAGUACCUUAAAAACCUGCAUGUAUCCAUCUUCCAAAUAAUCUCCCUACUCUGUAAGAACUAAACAAGCUAAACCAACAGGAUUACCCUCCGCAAUUAAGCAGAACCUUAUUGUUUUAUCCUGUUUUUGUUCUUUCCCAACAUCCAAGUAUUGAAAGCUUCUCAUCCACUCGUGGGGUGGAGUAUUGUUUGGAAUAACGACUACAGAUGGAAAUAAAACACAGAUUUUAGUGUCCCUUGUCCCAAACCACCAGAAGAGAACAAUUCCUGGAAGUGAAGUUCAUAGUAGUCUCUGACCUCUGAUUAUCUACCAACGCAUUCGUCAUUCUUGCUGCUAUUGUUUAACAAACACUUAUUUACGUGUCUGUUCAGAUCUCUUAGGAACACGUUACAUGUUCAUCUGUCGUUUACCCCUUCUUCCUCUUCGUUAUCAUUAUUUUCUUUUACUCGUCAUGAACUUUCUUUUUGUUACUUUGCCUCCUCUUCUCUUUCUGUUAUUUUCUUGUGUUCUGUUUUCCUUUCCCCCUUAUUCAUUCUUUUCUGUGAAAAGCUUAGUUCUUUCAGGUUUUUUUUCUCUCGCUUUCUUUUUCGUUCUAUUUGUUCAUUGUGUUUUUUCAUUUUAUUUGCCAUCAUGUCUCCUUUACUCCUAUGUCUUCUUUCUCUCCCUUCCCCCUUUCCUUCUAUAAUUUUUUCUGUUUCUAUCACUGCACUAUUUAUUUUUGUACAUUGUCUUUGGUCCCCUUCGUGUUUCUUUUUUGUAUGUUUUUCUUUCUAUCAUUUCCAUUUUUUCUCUUUCAUGCCCUCUUCCAUAUUUCUCAGUUUUUCCUUUUUCUCUCUGGUUUCGCCUCCGUCACUCUUUCCUUUUAGCGCUUUGUUUCUCUCACUUGUUCUAUCUUUUCAUUUCUGUCCCUUCCCCUGUCUUAUCCAUCACUCUCCUCUUUCCUCCUCGUUGCAAUGUCUGUUUAUCUUUCCCUCCCUUUAUUCAUUCUUAUUUAUUCUGUAUUCUUUCUUUACCAGUUCUUUAUCGUGUGUUUCUUUGUGUGGCCAGUGGCACGUUCUCUAGCUACCAGUGAGAAUGUUUGCUAUGCUCUGUGUUUCGCUAUUUGCUGCAUUGUAUAUCGUAACAUGACAUAGCCCACUGUUCAAUAAACAAAACCCCCUGUGUUUGUAGAUUAGAAUAGAUUAUGUGAUGGGCUAUCAUAUAAUCUGUCGUAGCUGCCAUUUCUCCAGACUACUCAAACAUAAACUCUAUAACUUCAUGUGCCCAUAAUGCUUCAUCUGGGAUACCACUUUAUUUCUCUAUUCAUCAAAUCCUCCGUGUGUCAUCCUAAAGUCACAGCCCUCCAAAUUCACACCAUGCCGUUCUGUAAAUCAUUUAAAAUAAAAUACGAGAAACCAACUCUAGACUGUAAACCCAUUCCUCUGGUGUCUAUACAGUAAGCUCGUUUGAACAGGGUCCUCACCUACCUCUUGUUCCUGUAUUAUUUUGUAAUUGUCUCGUCUAUUGUUAAAUUUUCCCAUUUUUAUAAUAUUGUAAAGCGCUGCGGAAUAAGUUGGCGCUAUAUAAAUACCAAUAAUAAUUACUUAUCGUAAGCCCCAUCUAUGUGAAGGCGUCUGAAAAAUAAAAUGCUGUGAAUUUCUUUAUUUUUAUUUUCAUUGACCUUUUUUAUUGCCGUUUGUUAAAUCCUUUCAAAAUUAGCAAUUGUUUAUCUGAUACAGACCCGCACAGUGAAUGGUUUUCUAUUUGUAGUUCACGCAUUAAUUACAUUAUUUCAAUCAGACCAUUGAUCAACAUGGAUACACCAUUAGCUAGGCUCUUACUAGCUUUGGUUCAGUGUGCUCUGGACAUCUAAGAGUUAAGUGAGUUGCUUCCAAAUCACAUCUCUUCUCAUGGGACCGUAAAACACUGGGUUAUCAUUUUAAGUAACUCUAAUACUGUCAGUGAUGAAAACUGCCUUUCGCUUGUGACAGAUACAGACAGAACGCGAGAGACGGACAGGAACACAUACCUCUUGAGGUAGGUGUCUGCACCCCAAAAAUCCCACUGCAUGAUAUCUGUCAAAAGCUACUCGCUGGUUAAAUGCUUGCACCCCAAAAUUUAAGGAAAUUGUGUAAGAUGCUCAAGUCCGCACGCAAGCUUUAAUUAAAGAGAAUGAAUCUUUAUUGCAAAGUUAAAAUAUUUCCAUUCGAGUAAAGCUUAGCAUGUUAGGUAAAGAAUAUUCUAAUUUGGAGAUUAAUUUAAAUUGUGUCAUUCUAAUUAACCAGAUUUAUGUAUUUCAUUUAUUUACUUUCAUUAUUAUGAAAUUUUUUUCUCCAGGGGAAAAAUUGGUACAUUAUAUGUGAAAUUGUGUAGAAUUUCUUUUUUUUAAAUACAUUUGGAUAUUAACAAUUUCAGUCUUUUAAAAUAUUAGAUAAUGUUAUAUAUUAUAUCUUCAUUAGAAAUGUAUUUUAAUGUAAAUAUUAGUAAUAGAAACGUAUUCUAUUUUUUAUUUUUAUUUUUUAAACAUUUAUAAGGCCAAAUAAAGGCAGAUGAUGUUCCAUAUGAAUAGUAUUUUUGCAGUAAAAUCUCAACUGGAAGGGCGUGAGGACAAGUAAUUUGAUAUAAAAUUAUACAGACAAAAAAAUCAUGAGAAAAUAUGAGUAUAAGAAACUUGCUCUGCAUUGAAGUGUUACCAGCAUUAAUAUAGGGUAGCAUCGAAAAAGUAUACAUUGAAUAUCUUGAGCAGUGGAAUUAGAGAUUGAAUUUGAUGUUUAUAGCCUUUAUGAUUGAUUCAGCAACGGGUGGGUGUAUUUCUCAAAGAUUUUAAAUGUUGUCUCCUAUAUUAUAAGUGUAUAUUAAAUUAUAUAGUUUGUACAGCGCUACUGAAACUGAUGGCGCUAUAUAAAUAAUAUAAUAAUAAAGAGAGAGGGCAAUGCAUUCUGUAUUCAUUGUAGGUAGGCAUACAUUUUAUUAUAUUAAACAUGAUAUCUUAAGACUCUGAUCCUCCAAAUCUACAUAUCGCAAAAAAACACCUAAAUGUUUUGUGAUACCCCUCUGCUAAAAGACUGUUCUAGGUAUCUACUACACUUAGUUCUUACACACCUUCUAAUAUGUAUAUAUGUAGCACAGAUGUAAUGUUUUCACUGAACUAUUUUAUUCAGAGAUGUUGAGUUAUCAUCAAGGUGCCGUAAUUCUGUUAAUCGUAUUACUAUUUAGACAGUUACGCAUUGUCAAUGCGUUAAAUAAUCUUAAAUAUCUAGUAUAUCUGCAACUUCAAGGGUUAACAAACAUUCCUAGUUCUAAUAAGGUUUACAUUAUCAUUUAAAGGGGAGUGAAAGCUCUGAGGAUUAUCUUAAUUAGGAGAGGGCGUGGGGGAGGGGGCAGAUUUUACCUGUUAGAGAGGCUAGAAAACGUAAACUUGUUUACAUUGGAACAAGGCAAUUCAGAAGAUGCCUGACAAGGCUAUACAAAUAUAUGAGGCCUCAUCGAACAAUUGUCCACUAACCUGUUCAUUAACAGGACCAUUAAAAGGUCAAGAGGUCACUGGUCUAGAGUUGAAGAAAGGCAAUUUUGCUUACAGUGGGAACUUUACGGUAAGUACAAUAAAGAUGUGAAUAUCUAAACUUAAAGAGAUUGGGGUUUUUCAAAGAUUCUGUACAGAUUUUUAAACAUCUGGGUGCUUUUUAAAAAACACUAUAUUCAAAGAUAUAAUAUUUAAUACGUGGGGUAAAAGCGUGGUGAUCCAAGGAGAAAUCGGACUGCUAUUUUGGACUCAAGCAUUUAUUUUUUCCAUUUUGCUGCAAAACUUAAAAUUGAUUGAAUUUUUUUUUUUUCAUUGUUUAAAUGUGAUUUUUGCUAUCAAAAGUCCAUUAACUAUUCAUCAAAGUUGCCCUUCUCAAGUUUGUAGUUCUGGGGAAGAAUCACUUGGAGACUUUCAUGGUAAUUGAAAUCACUAGUAACUUCAGUGGGGUGACCCAAGGGGCAGCUAAUUACAGUAGGUAUUGGGCUGUGAACUCGGUAGCUGAAAUCAUUUAUACCAACUGUGAUGGCUAUCCAUCACGGCUAUGUGUGACCUCUCCAUGUAAGUUUAGGGUGCAGUGUACUGGGCCUUAAUACUAAGUUUUCAUCAGUGAAGAUUCAAGUAGUAAUGUACAUGUAACACAUUAACAUUUGAGGAAUACUCAGAUCUCAAAUACCUUGAAGUAUAAAUUUUGAAGUGUGCCUUGUGCAGCCUGCUUUAGGCCAUGGUCUUGUCUUAUGUUUCUUAUUAAGUCUUUCUUAUUUAGUACGUUCAAGAAUUUACUAUAAUAACAUUUGUUUUUAAAACAUUUUGUCUCCUGUAAAACACACUGUUUGAGAGUUUAAAGUGGCAUUCGACACAUCAUAGCGUCUGCUGAUAUUACUCAACAUUCCCUUACAUCUUCCAUGUUUUUUCCCUUCCCACUGCCAUUGAAGAGGUAGUCGAACUUCUUAUGAGCUUUCAGGUAUUUGUCCUGUCAGCUUACAGACCAUACAGGUCAGUCUCCUUCACUAGUCGGAGAUGUGCUAUGGACUGAGUCAGGCAAGGAACUGAUCUCUGUGAGUACACACUCACAGCUUCUGCAAAUGAAGGGGUGUGAAUGACUGGAUGGAGCAAUGGGGAAGCCAGGCAGUAUGGAGGUAGACACAGGUGAUGGAAACAAGAAAGAAUGUUUUCAUACCUGCCAUUAUAAUUGGUACAAUAAGCUAAUGAUACAGUAUGUUGCAGUGGUUAUGGUGCUUGGAGUCUACCAAUAAAAUGAAAUUGUUAAAAUUAAUAAUUUAACAACUGGACAUAAAAAGUCUGAGUUUGCUUUUUGUAUUUUUAAAAUAAAAAAGAUAAAUAUAGCUUCCUAUUUACUAACCAAAAUUGUUCGUAGAAACACAUGUAGCUUUAUGUCACAGUCAGUACUGCUAUCGGCUAUUUGUAAACAGUGCUAGAUCUAUUUAGAGAGUCCUUGGUCUUUUUGUUUGUUUGGGGCCUUGGACACCUUGAUAAUAAGUAUGUUAAAAGAUUAGCAGGGUGUUUAUUAAUAAUAAACAAAAAUAUCAUUCCUGUAACAUCUUAGAGACCGCAGUUUCACAUUUGCCAUUUUCACAAUCUAAAUAGCCCUAAUUAUCUUGCAUUGUAAGAUCCAUAAAGCCCUGCGGUCAUUAAACGAGUGGCUUGUUUCUUUUUGGAAUUGAAUCUUUAAAACCAGAUUAUGAUGAUGUAGACCGCCUUCGAUAAUUAAAUAUAUAGGAGAGGACCUUUUUUUUUUUUUAUUGAAAUUUUGAUGGCCGAGAGAUCUCCAGAUGCUCGAGAUCGACAGGUUCCAUGAUACUUUUAGGUGGGGAAAGCACCAUGCUUGUUGAAGAUCUUUUGCUGUUGUAAAUCUACAUUUUGGACUCAAAUCUUACAGUUUAGAUCAGGUGUAGGCAUUUUUUGGCACUCCAGAUGUUGUGGACUACAUCUCCCACGAUGCUUUGCCAGCAUUAUGUUUGUAAGGGAGUUAAGGACGAUGUAGUCCACAGCAUCUGGAAUGUCAAAGGCUGCUUACUCGUGAUCUAGAGCAAUGUGCACCAAGCUUAUAUCAGAUCACUGUCUGCCUGAAGGUUUUACUGAUUUCCCCGUCUCGGCCCUACUUCAGAUGACCUUCCUGCGAGUCUCUGCUUCUUUUUGCCGUUUAGGAUUUCUUAUUUCACUGUAUUACAAAAGCCUUUUAAAUACCAUUUCCCCCAGAGACACAAAGCAAGGAAAUCGAGUCGGUAGGAGCAGCAGGAGGGAUUGUGUGGACGGACUGGAGUCAGGAAUUACUCUGUGUUGUUUGUUAAACUACGGGCAACGAGCCAGCCGCAUGAAGUCAAUGCAAUGGAUUUGGAUCGGUAAUUCCCCAAAUAAUGUUGGAGAUUUAAGGAAACUCGGGUGCAAACAUAACAUUUAUUUAUAGCCUUUUUAGAAUGACGGAAAUAGGGAAGAGGUUGGAUCAAAACACACUGAUGUAAAUGUUCAAAAUAGAAUCUGUUUUACUCAUCACUUUAAAUGAACCUCUACGUUUAUUCAAAUAUUGGGAUUUGCUCACGGAUCCUGCCUUGACAUCAAAUGGCAAAAUUAAGAUCAUAAUAUUUUUAACCCCUUAAGGACACAUGACACGUGUGAGAUGUCAUGAUUCCCUUUUAUUCCAGAAGUUUGGUCCUUAACGGGUUAAAACAUGUAUCAGUUAUUGUUUGUGUUAAUUAAUACAUAUUGUGAUACACGUUGUUAGAAACUCUCAAUAUCAAUAUGUGUAAUUAGAAGAAAGUGCGAUUAUGCUUACCUUUCAACACUGCAAAAGGACAAAGAGGGGCACUUUAAUUUUAGGGGUGUGAGAGGUAUUGCGACCAGGAGCGUGGCUGUAAUAAAUGUGUGAGUGGGGUUUAGCUGGGGCCGGCUGAUCUGAGAAGGUUUAGGUGACUUACUAGUAAUUUGUACAACUAAAAUUUUAUUUAUAACAAGAACAAUGUAUCGUAUUAACACAGACUGAUUACUAAACACAUUUAUUGCAGUUUAAAGACACAUUACUGGGAGUAUUAUUGCUGUGGAGCUCUGUUAUACAAUCAGACAUUACUGGGAGUAUUAUUACUGUGGAGCUCUGUUAUACAAUCAGACAUUACUGGGAGUAUUAUUGCUGUGGAGCUCUGUUAUACACUCAGACAGAUUACUGAAAGUAUUAUUGCUGUGGAGCUCUGUUAUACACUCAGACACAUUACUGGAAGUAUUAUUGCUGUGGAGCUCUGUUAUACACUCAGACACAUUACUGGGAGUAUUAUUGCUGUGCAGCUCUGUUAUACACUCAGACACAUUACUGGGAGUAUUAUUGCUGUGGAGCUCUGUUAUACACUCAGACACAUUACUGGGAGUAUUAUUGAUGUGGAGCUCUGUUAUACAAUCAGACAUUACUGGGAGUAUUAUUGCUGUGGAGCUCUGUUAUACACUCAGACACAUUACUGGGAGUAUUAUUGCUGUGGAGCUCUGUUAUACACUCAGACACAUUACUGGGAGUAUUAUUGCUGUGGAGCUCUGUUAUACACUCAGACACAUUACUGGGAGUAUUAUUGCUGUGGAGCUCUGUUAUACACUCAGACACAUUACUGGGAGUAUUAUUGCUGUGGAGCUCUGUUAUACACUCAGACACAUUACUGGGAGUAUUAUUGCUGUGGAGCUCUGUUAUACACUCACACAUUACUGGGAGUAUUAUUGCUGUGGAGCUCUGUGAUACACUCAGACCCAUUACUGGGAGUGUUAUUGUUGUGGAGCUCUGUGAUACACUCAGACCCAUUACUGGGAGUAUUAUUGCUGUGGAGCUCUGUUAUACACUCAGACACAUUACUGGGAGUAUUAUUGCUGUGGAGCUCUGUUAUACACUCAGACACAUUACUGGGAGUAUUAUUGCUGUGGAGCUCUGUUAUACACUCAGACACAUUACUGGGAGUAUUAUUGCUGUGGAGCUCUGUUAUACACUCAGACACAUUACUGGGAGUAUUAUUGCUGUGGAGCUCUGUUAUACACUCAGACACAUUACUGGGAGUAUUAUUGCUGUGGAGCUCUGUUAUACACUCAGACACAUUACUGGGAGUAUUAUUGCUGUGGAGCUCUGUUAUACGCUCAGACACAUUACUGGGAGUAUUAUUACUGUGGGGCUCUGUAUACACUCACACAUUACUGGGAGUAUUAUUGCUGUGGAGCUCUGUUAUACACUCAGACACAUUACUGGGAGUAUUAUUACUGUGGAGCUCUGUUAUACACUCAGACACAUUACUGGGAGUAUUAUCGCUGUGGAGCUCUGUUAUACACUCAGACACAUUACUGGGAGUAUUAUUGCUGUGGAGCUCUGUUACACUCAGACACAUUACUGGGAGUAUUAUUGCUGUGGAGCUCUGUUAUACACUCAGACACAUUACUGGGAGUAUUAUUGCUGUGGAGCUCUGUUAUACACUCAGACACAUUACUGGGAGUAUUAUUGCUGUGGAGCUCUGUUAUACACUCAGACACAUCACUGGGAGUAUUAUUGCUGUGGAGUUCUGUUAUACACUCAGACACAUUACUGGGAGUAUUAUUGCUGUGGAGUUCUGUUAUACACUCAGACACAUUACUUGGAGUAUUAUCGUUGUGGAGCUCUGUUAUACACUCAGACACAUUACUGGGAGUAUUAUUGCUGUGGAGCUCUGUUAUACGCUCAGACACAUUACUGGGAGUAUUAUUGCUGGGGAGCUCUGUUAUACACUCAGACACAUUACUGGGAGUAUUAUUGCUGCGGAGCUCUGUUAUACACUCAGACAUUACUGGGAGUAUUAUUGCUGUGGAGCUCUGUUAUACACUCAGACACAUUACUGGGAGUAUUAUUGCUGUGGAGCUCUGUUAUACACUCAGGCACAUUACUGGGAGUAUUAUUGCUGUGGGCUCUGUUAUACACUCAGACACAUUACUGGGAGUAUUAUUACUGUGGGGCUCUGUUAUACACUCAGACACAUUACUGGGAGUAUUAUUGCUGUGGAGCUCUGUUAUACUCAGACACAUUACUGGGUGUAUUAUUGCUGUGGAGCUCUGUUAUACACUCAGACACAUUACUGGGAGUAUUAUUGCUGUGGAGCUCUGUUAUACACUCAGACACAUUACUGGGAGUAUUAUUACUGUGGAGCUCUGUUAUACACUCUAAAUUUUGGACUCAAAUCUUACAGUUUAGAUCAGGUGUAGGCAAUUUUUGGUACUCCAGAUGUUGUGGACUACAUCUCUCAGGGACACUUGGGUAUUAUGUAAGCUGAACUAAAUAAAAAUUGCCUCUUAGUGCGGAAGAAUUUCAGUCUGAAUCCCAAGCCUUAUUAAAGGAGCACUAUACUCCCAGGAAAACGAGGGUUAUUAGGACCCCCCCUCAUGAUUAACCCUCAGUGUAAACAUAGCCAUUUCUCUGAAUCUGCUAUGUUCACAGCUAGAGAGUUAAAACUAGAUGGACCUGGCACCCAGACCACUUCAUUGAGCUGAAGUGGUCUGGGUGCCUAUAGUGGUCCUUUAACAUCUGAUCUGUGCAUACACAUGCUGUUACAAUCUGGCUGGAGUAAAGUUUGUUGUUUUCAGCAUUUAUCUUUGUUACCUGAUUAACAAAGUGUUUAGAACUGCUACAGCCAUCAUCGUAUUUAAAGAAACAGACACACACAAAGCAAGGCCAGGCAUGUCAUGGGUCAACUGGUGAAAAAUCUGUGAAAGAAGUGAUUAACCGCCAUUGAAAUAAAAAGACAGAGGUUUCAAAGUAAAGUUUUAUUUAUACAAAUUCCACACAUCCCAAACUAAUAUUGUGAUUAUAGACAGACAUUCCUGCUGCUCUCUCACUAUAGGGCAGACCCAGCCAUAUCUGCUUCUUCUCCCUAAAUUGCCCUAAAGGGAACCUCAGGUGGGAUUCUUAUCAAUGUACCUUAAAGGGACACUCCAGACCCGUAAAGCACUUCAACAUGUCAUUGCUAUAAAUAUGCAAAGUCCAUCCACGUAGACUGUUGUCAUUUUCAGUUGCCCUACAGUGGAGCAGCCGCAAGAGAGGACUUGCUGCUGGAGAAAAAGUUAAGUCAAAUGCAUUUGGGGGUACGCCUGGUAUAGAUAGGGUUAAAAUAAUAGUCCAAAUGCUAAUGCUGCAUUGUCCCUUUAAUGGUGCACUAGUUAAAUAUUUGAACUUUUCUAUAGUGACCCCUCCAGAGUACAUGAAGUUAUAGGAAGACUCUAUAGUGCACUGUAAUGGGAUAUUUUGCCCAGCCUGUAAGUGCCAUACAAAUGCAGAUAACAUUGAUAUUACUGAUAUAAUAACUUGGCAAUUAGCCCUAAGGCCAUGUGCAACCAGGGGGCCCCUCGGUUUCUGUCAACCGCUUACACACAGGACCAGGGCUGGGACAGGCUAUUGUGGUUGUACUGCUUAGUGCCCCUUUAACUAACGAAAUGAAAAAAAAAAAACACUUAUAACAAGUUCAUAUGUAUCUUGUGUAUAAAAGUAAGCUCUGCCACCAGAGACAUGAGGCCUUACUUUUUUUUAGACCAUAAUAGAAGGUUAAUAAGAGUUACUCCAACCAAAACAGGGUUUAAAUAAAAUAAUGGUAUUGUUUGCUAUUACAGUAUGGUGUCCCCCCUGCUACCCUCAAUCCCUGAUUUUAAAUGUAAGGAAACACUAACCUGCUAUCCUACGCUAAGCCCAUGUCCUCUAACGUUAUCUCACUCCUUCUCCCUAUGGGGGGCUGUGGCACCAUUAGUCGUGUGUCGCCAGCAUGCUACGAUCGCUGACAAGGCGAAUACUAUGCACAGAUUUAAUGUUGGCCAGCCCAGAACUCUCAUUCUGGGCUCAUAAUGACGACGACAAUAAAGUUUCUUUCUGAAAUGCUGCAGAUAGACUUAACGCACCAUAACCACUUCAAAUUACUGACGUGCUCAUGGUGCUUGGAAUAACCUUUUUUAAAAGAAAAAACACUCCGGGCUUCUACAUUCUGCUGUUAUCAAACCAGGAAGUGAUUCGCCAGUCCUGACACUCACUAACUAACUUUCUAUAGCGUCACUGAGUUAUACCACAGACUUAUUGGAAUAGAAAGUAUUCCUGAGCGUUCACAGUCUGACUCUGCUCCCUAUUUAAUUCUGUCUGUCAAUCACAGGGGAACUUAACAGGUUUAGUUUUUGGGUUUUGUUUUGACGAUCAUCCAAAUUUUGUACUUGAUGUUAUCUUGGCGAAACUCUUCUCCACUGUAACAUUAGCUUACUUAUUACAUUUUAUAAUAUAUAAAGAGGAUUUCGUGCAUCCCAGCAUUUGUUAUAUUAUAUUUAAAGUGAUACAAAGCUUUAUCCCUGGCACUACAGCCCCUCAUACAGUAUUACAUUUUACAAAGCUACUUAAAAUCACCUAUCUUAGCAAACAAAUAUGGGGGCCACAAAAAAAAUACAGAUUUAAAUACAAACAACAACAAAAAAUAAUAAUUGUUAUAAGCUCUGUCCUUUGCACUCGCUGUCAGCAGAGAGAGGAUAAGAAAUGGUACAAUGUUUCUAUUUCUGUUUAUUUGUAAUGCUUUUCUUGGCUUUGUCUUGUCUGAAUCUUUAAUAUAAAUUGCAAAGAAUGUGCAGGAUCACAUUGAAAAAAACGUUAACCAAGUGAUAAGUGAAAUACACUGUUAUAUUGUAUGUAUUUUACAGGGAAGUAACCCAUCUCCAGUGACAUUAAAAUACAUUUUGCUAAAUACCUUACACUCUCCCCAAUAUCUGCUGAAUUGGGGGAGGAAACGCUACUACAGUAACCGGUUUGUUGGGAGCAGGUGUCCAAGUCCUGACGAAUAUUGUGCCUUUUCCUUUUAAUGGAGACUCACCAAAAUGAUAUGGAACCAUUUGUGGAUUUUAUCCCAGGGAAUUAAAGAGAAACCAUAGGGCUAUGACAGCAAAGUUGUUUUCCUGGUACUAUUGCUCCCUAUGGUGCCCCCCUCCCAGGUCCCCCUCCUUCUGUCACUUAUCUGAUAACAGCGCUGAUGUCCCACUGUGCUGGUUCAGGCUCCAACUCUCCUCCUUCUCCGCCAAAGUCAGCCAGUGAGGGCCGCACCCACAUUAGGAUUCCCCCAUAGGAAAGCAUUAUACAAUACUUUCAUAUGGGGUUUUGGGGGACACUGGAAGUCCUCAUGCAAAGUGUGAGGACAUCUAGUGUCAGGUGACCAAAGUCUGGUCUGGUAGACAGCCACAAGAGGUAGAGUUAACCCUAGGUAUGGUCACACUAAUAGCAACACUUUAUAGUUACUGCUAUUUAAUUUGGAACAAUCAUCAAAAACGUUCGGCUUAUCUGGUCUCGCCACCAAUAAAUGAACAUCCCAGGAUUCUCUCUGUCGCAGCCAAUCACUUUUCUGAUGUCCCAUAAUCCUCUUGGCCUAAUAGCAUUAAACAGCUUUAAACAAACAAGGGUAUUGACCCCUGACUAAAGCUACAUUAACUCGGGAAGGUCCAAUCGCCUGUGUGGAGGGCUAUAUCCCAGAGAGGGCCGUAAUGAGCUUGCUGGGGGAUUUAUAGGGAUGAAGAGAAGGAGACCUAGGGAAUUAUUAAUGACAGACUGUUUCUUUUGCCUCUAACAAGCGUGAGAAAUUUUCACUUUUUCACUUCAAGACACGGCUUCCACUUUGAGUCUAAUAAUCGCAUUUCAUCUUUUUUAACAGCACUAUAAAAUGAAGUAAAUAAAUAAAAUGUCUACGAUUGGAAUGGGUGGUCAAACCCAUUUCGUACAAUUUAUCCAUGAAGCGCCUUUUUAACUAUUUCAGUUCUGGCUGCUCAAUUUCGAGGGAGCGCGACUAGUUAAGAUUUGAUAUCACUUUAGAAAUACCCGAACGUCUGUGAUAUUCGCUAUUCCUGGAAGGGAACAGCAAAUGUUAACAAAGCAUCCAAUUUGGAAACUUACCUGCUGAGCCACGUUUACAAUUCUGCACUUUUUGCCGAAACUUUCAAGAUUCGUGCUCAUUUCGCCACUGUUUCCUGAUUUAGUGGGUUAUUUUCAGAAUGUAAUUUGCUGGGAAUUCAGGGAAUUUUAGAUUCUACGCCCAAAUAGCUAAACUGCAAAGCUGGCUUGGUGAAUGUUUUCCUGUGUACCUAUUGUGGCCUAAAACUUGCCAUUUUCUUAGAAUUACCAAUCUCAUGCUUUAUUAUUAUUAUUUUAUUAUUUAUGCAGCGCCAUCAGAUUCCAUAGACCUGUACAAUGAAUAGUGAAUACAGUCGUGAUAUCGUUGUAUCUAGUUUUAAAUCAGCAUCUCACAUGGGUUUUUAUGUUUUGUUUUGUUUUAUUACUUUUUCGUUUAACUAAUGUUGCUUUUUAUUUUCCGUAUAUAUCGAUUUAAAUUGUGUAAAUUCAUCUUACUAAUGGAUGUGAAUUUACUAGAAUAGAAUGGCUGCAAUGUCUGUGGAUCUUUGUGUUUCCCAUCCCUAUACUAAGAGUCAAAUAAAUUAAUUGCUUCUGCUAUAGAGAACCCAGUGGCGGUUCUAUAGAAAAGCAUUCAGGAUGGGAGGCAGGUCUGAGCUAAUAGAGCCUAAUGGUCAAAUAAAGAAAGCAUCUAGCUAUAGAUCGAGGUGUCUAAAUGGUCAAAGAAAGCGUCUAGCUACAGAUCGAGGUGUUUAAAUGGUCAAAGAAAGAAAGCGUCUAGCUAUAGAUCGAGGUGUCUAAAUGGUCAAAGAAAGCGUCUAGCUACAGAUCGAGGUGUCUAAAUGGUCAAAUAAAGAAAGCAUCUAGCCAUAGAUCGAGGUGUCUAAAUGGUCAAAUAAAGAAAGCAUCUAGCUAUAGAUCGAGGUGUCUAAAUGGUCAAAUAAAGAAAGCAUCUAGCUAUAGAUCGAGGUGUCUAAAUGGUCAAAGAAAGCGUCUAGCUACAGAUCGAGGUGUCUAAAUGGUCAAAGAAAGAAAGCAUCUAGCUAUAGAUCGAGGUGUCUAAAUGGUCAAAGAAAGAAAUCGUUUAGCUAUAGAUCGAGGUGUCUAAAUGAUCAAAGAAAGCGUCUAGCUAUUGAUCGAGGUGUCUAAAUGGUCAAAGAAAGCGUCUAGCUAUAGUUCAAGGUGUCUAAAUGGUCAAAGAAAGAAAGUGUCUAGCUAUAGAUCGAGGUGUCUAAAAGGUCAAAUAAAGAAAGCAUCUAGCUACAGAUCGAGGUGUCUAAAUGAUCAAAGAAAGCGUCUAGCUACAGAUCGAGGUGUCUAAAUGGUCAAUGAAAGCAUCUAGCUACAGAUCGAGGUGUCUAAAAGGUCAAAGAAAGAAAGCAUCUAGCUAUAGAUCGAGGUGUCUAAAUGGUCAAAGAAAGAAAGCAUUUAGCUAUAGAUCGAGGUGUCUAAAUGGUCAAAGAAAGCGUCUAGCUACAGAUCGAGGUGUCUAAAUUGGCAAAGAAAGCGUCUAGCUAUAGAUCGAGGUGUCUAAAUGGUCAAAGAAAGAAAGCGUUUAGCUAUAGAUCGAGGUGUCUAAAUGGUCAAAGAAAGCGUCUAGCUAUAGAUCGAGGUGUCUAAAUGGUCAAAGAAAGCAUCUAGCUAUAGAUCGAGGUGUCUAAAUGGUCAAAGAAAGAAAGCGUCUAGCUAUAGAUCGAGUUGUCUAAAUGGUCAAAGAAAGAAGGCGUUUAGCUAUAGAUCGAGGUGUCUAAAUGGUCAGAGAAAGAAAGCGUCUACCUAUAGAUCGAAGUGUCUAAAUGGUCAAAGAAAGAAGGCGUUUAGCUAUAGAUCGAGGUGUCUAAAUGGUCAAAGAAAACGUCUAGCUGUAGAUCGAAGUGUCUAAAUGGUCAAAUAAAGCAUCUAGCUAUAGAUCGAGGUGUCCAAAUGGUCAAAGAAAGAAAGCGUCUAGCUAUAGAUCGAGGUGUCUAAAUGGUCAAAGAAAGAAAGCGUCUAGCUAUAUAUCGAGGUGUCUAGCCAAGACACGCAAGUAUUUGGGGGACAGGAACACAGACCGUGAUUAAACUCUGGCUAAAGUGAGAAUUCAAAGAGAAUUUCCAAUUUAAGACCAGAAUAGCUGUAUUGAAAGCAUAGAUGGCUUAAAUACCAUUUCCAUUUCAAUUAUUUUAAUCUAAAAUUUGAAAUACUCUGAAUUUAAUUUGGAUUCUUACUUUUGUAAAUAAUGCUGCAAGUGUGGAAUCCCCUCUUUUUCCUUAUUCUCAUGGCCUCUUAUUUUUUAGCCUGGAACAAAGUGAUAUUCUAGAUGGAAUUUGAGUAGAAGUUCAACCUCACCAAAUAUCUGGAAUUGUAACCUGUCACUUCCCCAGAGUAUCCUGUCUUCAUAUACUCUUCCCAUCCAGACUUCCCAUCCUAGGCUGUUUAUAUAAUCCCAGUAUUAGUGAAGACACGUUUCUUGAUUCAUAUUAACCGCGGUUACUUUCAGACCUGUUCCCAGUCCCCAAAGACCUGAGCUGCCACUGACCUGAAUGCCUCUGUGCACCCGGCGAAACUCUAAAGCUGUGAGACCCUGGAGUCACUCAAGAUGGCGGACGCACAAGGCACUACAGCACUGGGCCAGACAAUACCACGACCAGAUAAAGCAGACCCCAGGGACCAUGUUACGGACACCCUGGGGGUCAUAUUUGAAAUCUUCUGGUCCACGCUGCUUGAACAAGCAAAAAUGGCACAAGCCACAGGGGAGCUAGACAGAGGAGAGCAAGGGUGCAACGAAAAACAACCUCAACGGCCUCCUAAGAGCCGCAAGGCUAUGCUGCAUCGACCUGACUGCAAAACCGCUACUGCAUAAAACCCACCGGCGGAGGAAGCGGGCUGCAGCUGGACAUCCUACCCACCGCUGCAGUGCAGAAACGACCUACAUAAUACCAACGCCUGGUGGUAAUAACCCAGGGACACCACCAAGACUCUAGCGACCCGAGGAGAAGAAUUUACUUACUUAACGGGGAGCCACUGCCUUGCGGGCGGAAAUCAUGCUGGUCGACACGGGUGAACCGGCUGCCACGCAGGCCCGGGAUGCGAGACACAGUAUAACCCGCGAUGCUGAAGCUCACUGGGACACUUCUGCUGGAGCCCUGCUCUUACAGACAGAGGGAGUUGGCUGACUUUCUAAGCCCCAUGGCGAGUUGGCUUGCUGCCACGCCACCAGGCUUAAGCAGGCAUAAUGGACCAUGCUCCAACCAUUGUUGUCUCUGCCUGGACCCCAGAGGUUAACCUACAUUAGAGCGCUCUAUAACAUGCGUGCUAAGCCACAAUAGCCACUAUUGUAAUCAAGAAAGUACAUAUCUACUGCGCCUCUAAACCUACUAAUAUUGUCGUUAAAAUGUAUUGCAUAGACGUGUUGUCAUUACCAGAUUUAAUCCCGUUAGUCAUGCAUACUAUAACACUAAAUGUACACAUUGUUAGUUAACUCUUGAAUGCCAGUUCAGGGACCGAUCGAAGGAAGCCUAACUCGAUUGCAUAGCUGAAAGUAUGAUCCAAGUAACUAAGCCUGAUAAUCUUACAUGUCUUUUCUUUAUGCUAGUAACCAAGGCUAAAUCCCACUCUGACGGAAUAACUGUUUAGUUAAGUUUGAAACUUAUAAAAAAAAAAAAAACUGUGCGAAUUAUCAUGCCACUGUUUAAUCCAAGUGCAUCCUGAGAUACGCUGUUGUGGCAUCUGUUGAUAUGUCUGUAACCACCCGCACAACAAAAACAAAAAUAUAAAAACAAAAACAAACAAAAUGUUAAUCUGUGCAAGAUAAGAAGAUAAGAGGAAUCACACUAUGGGGGAGGGGAAUGAGAAAUAGAAAGCUAUUAUUUUAACUCUCACAAAAUUCGUUUUGGGCUCAGGGCCAUGCAGUGCUGAAGCAGAGCUGUACCCACUAUAUGAGAAAUUUUCCAGCUUUGUAUAAAUCCAAUAUAACGGAGCUAUACCGGAAAUGAAGUAAUUACCUGAUCUGAAAGGUGCUCUCAGCAGAAGCUGCACAUCCUGGGGAUUUGCAGCAAAUGCAGGAGCCACGAAGUAGAGUUUGUUGUGUGGGGUGAUUGUUUUUAUUGUAAUUUGUGCAUAUUUUUUUAAGGAUUAUUUUCAUAAUUCGUUAACAAAAUGUGAUGAACUGCACUCGGAAUGCCCCUUUAACGUGUCACCAUAGAAGAUGCAGACACAGUCAUAUCAAGUUGCCUUAUUUGGAGAGUUUGAGAAGGAGCUGAAACACAGAAAGCUGCUCUCUGUGUUGAGAUGGCCCGGGAUGAGACUGGGCUCAUGGGUAAUGAGGGGAAUGUAGGAAUGUCAAUCUGUGAAACAGUGUAACAGUGCGGUACCCUGUUACCCUGUUGCUAUGGUCACCAGGUUGUGAAGAUUGUCCUGGUCCAGUGUACUCUCAGAGUUUGCAUUGAGCUUGAAUUCAGCCAAUCAGAACUCAAGCUGCCCCCCAAACUCUGCAGAUUAGAGAUUAAUUCUGAGUUAUGUCAGGGGCAGCUUUGGGACGGGGUGAAGAGAAUAUCCCUUUCCCAUCUUGUAGAGGGCCAUGACAAUUCUAUUUAUUGAAAAGCUUCUUAUCAGCCAAUCUCCCUCUGACUCAGAAGUCCAGUUACUAAUCUACCCCACUCUAUAUAACCGUGAUGACUAACCUUGACACCAUAAAUGGUUUCUGGACUACAUUUCCCAUGAUGCUCAGCUAGCUUUUAGAGUCUAAAAGCUAGCUGAGCAUCAUGGGAAAUGUAGUCCAGGAACAAUUUAAUUUAAGGUGUCAAGGUUAGCCAUCACUGCUAUAUAACAUAAUUUUUGUCAUAUUUGGGGGUAUUAAGGGUCUGUAUUUUUGAAUUAAUUAAUUUUUAUUUUUUAUUUUUUUAAACCGGUCAGGGCUAGUGUUAUACCACCAUUUAUGCAUGUUUAGUUAACCAAUCAUUAAAAUACGGGUAUUAUCGCUACUGCAUGAGAUUAAACACCUCCCCCUCACAGUACAAAUAGUCGUGUUAAUGAAAUGAGCAACGCACGAUUUAUAUAAAUGAGCUUGGACUAAAAAUAUAUUUUCUUUUCGCCGAUGAAAAUCCAGAAGAAUCCCAAAUCCUUUUAAAACCAACCGUAGAAGGAUAAAUCACUGCUUAAAUCUUGGAGUAAGUUGCUCCUUCAUUUGAGCUGGGAGGGGGUGGGGGGUAAGGAGAUAAGAUUUGGACAGUUUCCCCCCUCCCUCUCAAUAUAUAUUAGAAAGACUAUCAAUCUGAUCACGUUAGUCGUCAGAUGAUCUUAUGUGGGACCGCAAUAAUAGGAAUCUUGUCUUUGGAAUUGUGUAAGUGAAGUAAAAGCUUUAUUUAACAGGCUCCAACAUAUUCUGUAGCGCUGAGGUCCUAUAGAUUUUAAUAUUGUCACACAUCCUGUGUUUGCGUAAAUAGCUUACGUAUUUAUUACGAAUAUUUUGUAUUGCAUUUUUAUUUAUUCUGUUGGCGUAAGACUAACUUUUAUAAAAGAUGAUGUUUCAGGAUAAAUGUAAAUAACUACAGCUGAAAAUAAAUCCUACACUUACUCAUUCCAUGGAGCUUUCGUUUACGGGGCUGAAACGCUUUAUUCUAUAUAUUAUAUUUACUAGUUUUAAAAAAAUAUAUGUUUUUAUGUUUUUUUUACAUCAGACAUUUUUCAAAAUCUGCUUUUAGAAGAUCAAUUUUAAGCAACAGAAAUAAUAAUGGUGAAUACAUUUUGAUUAUGAGCAUUAUGUUUUUUACAUUGAAUUAUACAAAAUCUAUCGUUUUAUGUUUGUUUGUUUUUUUAUUUUACUUGUUUUUGUUUGGAUUUUUUUCCUAAUUUGAGAAGAGACCAAUUCAUAAACUGAGCUUAAUGGUCUUAAAAUAUGGAGAUUUUGUCAAUUGUAUAAUUCAUCUUAUAUUUAAAAAAAAAACAACUAAUGCAAACUUGUGAUAAAAUUGAUUAUUUACAUUUAGGCAAUAUUUAAGAGAAUGCCCAAAUGCUUAUUUGAAAAGCACAAGUGGGUUUGUCACUAAGCUUUGUAUUCUAAAGAAUUGAAAUUUGAAUUACAAAAGUCGGUCUAAAACAGCUGAUCUGAAAACAUUCUCCAACUCUGUUAUGAUCACAACUUGAUUAUUUUAAACCCAACUUUGGCAUCAAUUUUCAAAUGAUUUAAGUUUUUUAGAUAAACUUUAAAAAUAUAUUUUGUCCAGUAUUAAACUAUCAAAAUUUAUCAUGUAUAAAAUAUAUUUAUCAAAAUAUUACAUUAUUUUAAGAGUUUACCCAAAAAUAUCAAAUGAUUUGAAAAGCUUAUACAACAAUAUAUAAAUGAGGCUGUUUUUUAUUUGCAGACAUAUUUAUUAAGGUAAGAAAUCAAAGUACAUUUCAAAGGAGCUGAACUGGCCUCGAGAAUGUUUUCAGUUUAUCGAUUUUCACCUUAAAUUUGAAAUUCACUUGGAAUUCUCACUGUAGUGAAUAACCCUGGCAGAAUUCAAUUUGUUCCGAUUCUGAGUUUAGAAUUCUGAGUUGAGUUCCAAAUGCUAAUAUUGUGAUUUUGUGUAUCUAAGUAGAUGCAUUUGGUCUAUACAUAUUAAAAUUGUUUAAUUAAACAUUAACAACUUUUUUUGAGAAUUGCCCAAAAGAUUGCACAUUUUAGCCAUUUGUAAAGAUAUUUUUACCGUGUUUUUAUUUCUAUAGAAUCUGAAAGAGCAUUAAUUAAUAAUUUUAAUUAGAAUUUAUGAGAAUGAAAUCUCAUCAAGUUGUUAAACGGACCAUAUUGUCAUCCUUCCGACUCUCACUGUGCCUUGACCUGCACGUCUUAUAGGAUUAUUUAAUACAUUUUAAAUUUUAGAGAAUAAAUUGAAAAGAAAAAAAAAGUAUUUGUUUUGGAAAAAUUCCACAACUCUGCUCCAGGUUUAACUUGCAAGUAUUCAGAGUUUAAAGAAGAUUGGCUAGGAGAUACAAUCAUCUGGGAUAAAAUUAAACAGUUUAGUCUUGAAGUCAUAUAUUAUAUUCAGAUUUGUUUAUACAAAAAUAAAUACAUUCAAAAAAAAUUGGUCCCACGUCAAUCAAAACUUUAGUGUUCUACCAAUCAGUUAUUUUAAUAAUAGCUAGAGAUAAUUAACCUCCUGUAUUCUUUGAACCCGGGGCAGAAAGUUGUUGAAAAUUAAUUUUCCAUCUCAAGGCUGUUGUGAUAUUAGGAAAUAUAUAUUUUAAUAUUAAAUUGUAAGCAAUAUUUAAUGAGCUAUGUACUAAUCACACAUUUAGUCACUGGAUAUUAUUUUAUUUGUAUUUAUUUGUUUUGCGUUUUUAUGAGAAAGGCUGAACUUGAUGGAUGCGUGUCUCUUAUUUGUAACUAUAUUGUUAUGUAUUGUACCCUUUACACAUUUUACUAAUGAGUGUACAGUGGCUUAUUCAUGAUUUUACUACUAUUUUAGUGCCCUUAGGCAUAGAAACAUAAUGUGGAAAUUAUAAAAAUUAUUAUUAAGAACAAUAAAUACUGACAACGUUACAGAAAAAUACCUUUUUUUUUAAUAACAUUUGAGUGUUUUAAACGUCCUCGAUAUUGCACCUCCCCCCCCACCCCUAAAUAAAGGGUUGGCUUGUUUCUAAUCCAGCAGCGAGACAGUCCCUCAUAACAGCUCUGCCUGUCUGCGAUACCAUCAGUACUGACUACCUCUCAUCCAAUUCAGUGCUUCUCAUAGAAGCAUGGAGAGGCAGGGUGCUUGCUUGAGUGGCAAUCUCCUCACUGUGCCAGCAAUGCUUGAAUAGAGUCCAAUGCUUGGUUGUGAGUCGUACUAUCUUCCUCUGUGUACGAGGUCAAAAAGCAGUCCUGGAUGUAUGAUGGCUGAAGGGUGCAGCUUGGCACCUUUAUAAAAAAGUGCAGAUUUCUCCUGAAAUGGGUACUUUUAUGAAUUGGGAAACAAAGGGCGCUCUCGACAUCUAAAGCAUUUCGGCAAGCUGAAGAGUAUUAAUGUUUUGGAAUGUUUCUGUCCAAGAGAAGAACCCGAGGUAGAGAAUAUGGGGGUCUACAGCUGCACUGCUUAAAGAACUGCACACACGUUCCACAAACAAUAUAAGAAAAAGUCCUUUUCAUUUUGGCCCAAACUUACCAAACAGAUCAUUGCCUGUGUGAUCUGACUGCUAAAAUAACACCUUCGUAGAGAAGUACAAUCCUAAAACAAUCUUAAAAGGGGACCGUACAAAAUAAGUAAACGAUGACACCAUGAUUAGACUUGUGCACAAUGAAAAAAAAGGUGUUUGUCCAAAUCGAUAUAAUGAAAGGAAAAAAAAAUCAUCCAUGCAAUUGUUUGGGCAAAAACUAUUUGGACAAACCAAAGGUGUCGCCUACACUACAAGAGAAAUAAAAGGAGGAGCAAUUUAAUAUAAACGUUUUAUUUUAUUUACUCCUCUAUUUUUCCCUCUAUCGCUCACUUACUUAAUCUAAGGAUAAAAUCAACAUUUAGUGACUGUCCGCUAAACAUUAAACUUUUUUUUAUUUUUUUGUUCCCUGGACAGAACUCUGAAUCAUUAAUCAAACAGAACAGCCCAUCCAUUGUCAGUUUCAUAAAUCAUCCACAUAGCACUUCGGAGUUCGGGAUGUCAGAAGAAUCACCAAUCUCCUAUAAUUCAGAUGAAUCACAAUUAGUUUGAAACCAAAUGCACAAGUCUGAUUAUGAUCCAAAUAACACUUUAAAAAAAUAAAUGAAAUCAUUUAAAUGCAUUCAGAUAACGGUUGGUUUAUUAGAGAAUAAUGUGAGCCCAGAUAUAUCAGACAGGGCUUUGUAUUAUCCCUACACGGUGCCCAAUCAUUCCACCUUCUCUUCUCGUUCCAGGUGUAUAGGAUGCACUGCGGCUGUAUUCCCAGUCCAUACUGGCUACCAGGUAAAUAUCCAUUGUACCAUGAGAUAUACUUUAUAUUUUAUGAUUUCUGUAUUAGUAUUGCUAGCAUUCCCCAUGGGGUUUGUGCAAUAAAUAGCAUGUCGCAGUGAGUUGGAAACCAAAUUGCAAAAUCCACAAACAUUCUCUUUAAAAUAAAUCUAUUUUGAAUAUAAUAUCCACAGAAGUGUUGAAUGAUUUUUUUUCCCCAAUUCUGCUGUUUUUGUGUUUAUUUAUCAUUCUGUCCUCAAGUCGUCACUAUUUACAGUUGUCUCUGGAUUUGUUCAAACUGAUUCCAAUGUCAGGCUGUAUAAACCAUUUUACUGUUUCACCAUAUUCCUGGACUUGUUAGUUCUGCACAGCAUGCAGUUUCAUUCAGUCCCGGAGGAUAUGUGAGAUCUGCAUCCACUGGCGAAGCUAGACAUUAUGUCACGCAGGGCAGAGACUCCAUUGAGCUCCCCUUAUUACUCUCUUCAGGCAGCCGGUACAUGCUAGACUUGGUGAGAUCCCAGCAUGCACACAUCUGCCGGCUUUUUUGGCAGCCACCGCAGCUUCUAAAUAGAUUGUACUGUGUGUGUGAUAGUUAGGAGAUUAGUGUGACUGGGUGAGGGUGUGAGUAUGACAAGGUAUGUGGCAGGGUGAAGGGUGGUGUUACAGGGUUAGUGUGGCAGGGUGGUGAGUUACAAGACGGGAGUGACAUUAUGUGGGGAGAGUGUGCUAAACGGUAAUUAUAUAUAACAUUUCCUGACUCCUGCCUAAGUUCUGGGCAGGAAGGGGGGAAUAAUACAUUCCGUGGUGGUCCAGUAGGCUCCCUGGUGAACCAGUGAAGUCCAUGGUGUUCCAGUGGGUAGCUGGUGCACUCGUAGGCCAGUCCAGUGCUCUGCGAGGAAAUCAAGGCACAAGUUGGGAGUCCUGACACCCAUGCUCUGACUGCCUCACAGAGUACUGGAACUGCGAGGAGCCACAGACCACCAAGGAGGGAUUUUGAAAGGGCCGUGCAGGGAGAUCUCUUGCUCUCCCUUCCAGCUCGAGGUGGGUGCAGUCAGAGGUGAAGCUUAUGGCUAUGUGGCUCUGGUGGCACUUGCACCCACAGUUCCUCCUAGUUUUGUCACAGUCUGCAUCCCAUGCAAUGCCAUCAGAACUGCGGUGAAGCAUUGAUAGCAAGAAAUCUGUGCCAUGGAUGGUACAGAUCAAUGUUCUUUGCUCCAUUCUGGUGUGUAAUUAUGAAGUAAUGAUGUCAUCACUCUGCGCCCGAAUCUCAGCCAUAGAGGAGUCACAAGAAGGAGCACAGACAUGAAAUAGAUUGUCCUCUUGCUAGCCAGAAAAACAAAACUAUCAACAUCAAAUUAAAUAUUAACACCAGAUUUUGAGGAUCCAGAAAAUGUUUGUCAUGUAUUCGCCCUCCCCCGCAACACUAUGAUCCAGGGUAUAGUCUAUUGAUUUAUUUACCUCGAUAGUAAACAAGUAAAACUUAUUAUUUUUUGUUUUCAGGGCUGGCAUUCCCCGAGUGGGCGUACAAGCCUGAGUCGAGUCCCGGCUCUCGCCAGAUCCAGCUAUGGCACUUUAUCUUGGAGUUGCUUCAGAAUGAGGAUUUCCGCCAUGUUAUCGCCUGGCAGCAGGGCGAAUACGGAGAGUUUGUCAUUAAAGAUCCGGAUGAAGUGGCCAGGCUCUGGGGUCAGCGCAAAUGCAAACCUCAGAUGAACUAUGACAAACUGAGUCGUGCCCUCCGGUGAGUGAUUAUAGAGCAUUGUUCUACAUCCCAGCCCUCGAAGGCUACAGCCACCCUAGAUUUCAAGAUAAUUUUCACAGUUUGUUCAACGAGACCCAAUGGAGGUUAUGUAUAAAAAGUGGUUUAAAUUACUAAAACAGGCACACUCAAUUGGUGACUGAUUUCAUGGUAAUUGUCAAAAUCACAAAUCAAUCCAACCAAGAUUAACCUCUGUGAGAUGUUAAAUGUAUCUAGUGCUGGUCCUCUGUCACCAAUGGGGUAUCCAAAAACUUUAGAAAUGCCUGUUAUCCCAUUUCAAAAGGCCCCCAGUCCAUCAUGGUCAGCCUUUUUAUAUAAUUUUUUUUUCUGUUGAUCCAAGAGAAAAAAACUAAACUUUUUUGAACUAAUUCUCAUUGCACCAGAAAUGAAAAAAAAAAAUCAACUUUCAUGACUUCAGAAUGACAGCUAGAUAUCUCAACUGAUAUAGACUUCACUAAAUUAAACGUGAGAAUAUAUGUAUAUAACAAACUGAUUUUAUAUUUAAAAUAGAAACAUGAAUUUUAUCUUUAAAAUCAAACAUAAAAUUAUAUAUAGCUUUUUUAAAUAUAGCUAUUGAUUCUUGUUUAUUUUGAAAUGUACUGUGGAUAAUUCUCUUGAAUGGAGAGUGGUCCGAUGUUUUGCAGUGAAAUAUAUCUUGUUUAAUAAUGACAUUUAUCCAUUUUAACCUGAGGCAUGGUGUGCGUCAUUGAGGGUCUAAAAUGGACAGUCUUCCCUUUCAACAUUGAGCCACUGAGCCGAACUCGAAACAAACUCAUUAUUAACUAUAUUGUACAAAGAGAUCUGUACAGAAUGGACACUGAACCUGGCAGAUCUAUAUAGAAUGUACAGUGAACCCUGCAGCUCUAUACAGAAUGGACAUUGAACCCGGCAGUUCUAUCGACACUGAACCCUGCAGCUCUAUACAGAAUGGACACUGAACCCGGCAGUUCUAUCGACACUGAACCCUGCAGCUCUAUACAGAAUGGACACUGAACCCAGCAGUUCUAUCGACACUAAAUUCUGCAGCUCUAUACAGAAUGCACACUGAACCCGGAAGUUCUAUCGACACUGAACCCUGCAGCUCUAUACAGAAUGCACACUGAACCCAGCAGUUCUACAUAGAAUGGACACUGAACCUGGCAGAUCUAUAUAGAAUGUACAGUGAACCCUGCAGCUCUAUACAGAAUGGACAUUGAACCCGGCAGUUCUAUCGACACUGAACCCUGCAGCUCUAUACAGAAUGGACAUUGAACCCGGCAGUUCUAUCGACACUGAACCCUGCAGCUCUAUACAGAAUGGACACUGAACCCAGCAGUUCUAUCGACACUAAAUUCUGCAGCUCUAUACAGAAUGCACACUGAACCCGGCAGUUCUAUCGACACUGAACCCUGCAGCUCUAUACAGAAUGUACACUGAACCCGGCAGUUCUACAUAGAAUGGACACUGAACCUGGCAGAUCUAUAUAGAAUGCACAGUGAACCCUGCAGCUCUAUACAGAAUGGACACUGAACCCGGCAGUUCUAUCGACACUGAACCCUGCAGCUCUAUACAGAAUGGACACUGAACCCAGCAGUUCUAUCGACACUGAACCCUGCAGCUCUAUACAGAAUGGACACUGAACCCGGCAGUUCUAUCGACACUGAACCCUGCAGCUCUAUACAGAAUGGACACUGAACCCUGCAGCUCUAUACAGAAUGGACACUGAACCCGGCAGUUCUACAUAGAAUGGACACUGAACCUGGCAGAUCUAUAUAGAAUGCACAGUGAACCCUGCAGCACUAUACAGAAUGGACACUGAACCCGGCAGCUCUCUGUAGUGAACUUUGAACUCUAUCAUUGAUAUUUAUUAAUCUGGGAUCAAGAGAUUAAUAAAUAUCAAUGUCAUUAUGAAUGGAUUGGUGGAAUGAAGUAGAGUUACCGUACAAUGCCAUAUUUUACUUUCCUUUUCAUUUUGGCUCCUUGUGUACCCUGUACAUUAUAUCUAAUAUUAUAUUACACCCUAUUCAAUGUUAUUUCCACAUGUGAUGCACAGUAUUUAAGAUGUGUAUUUCUGGUUACUGUAGUGCAAUCUCAGUUUAUACUUUACUCGUUUUAGGUAUUACUACAAUAAAAGGAUAUUGCACAAGACUAAAGGGAAGAGAUUUACCUACAAAUUUAACUUCAACAAGCUGGUCCUCAUUAAUUAUCCGAUGUGGGAUCUGAGAUGCCCUCCUCAAUCAGUUCUGAUGGGAAACAAUAUGUGUUGUUCGGUUGUAGUGCCACCUGGUGUCCAGAGAGAGGUAAUGCACACAAUAAUCCACUUAGUGUAAUACUGUGGCAGAAUUAACCCAUGUUCCUAGGAGUGUGACAAACCACCAGGUCACUGGAUUACUAUGUUCCCCUAUGAUUCCCUGGUUUGUUCUGUAAAACCAUGUUCACCUAAUUUUGAUCCUUGUUUUGUUCGACAACCGAACAAAACCACGAAAGAUCCUGACCACCCGUAUGCUUUUUACCACCUGUAUGCUUGUUAACCUCCAUCACCCCUCCAUCACCCCAGUUAACACUCCAAUAAUAGUUCACACCUCAGUGUUCUAAACAGUCAGCUGGGUGUCCGUUGUUCGUAUGUACGGCCAUCUCGUUCCCGCGAAUGCAGGCAGCAGUGUUUGGUUGUUGAGUGCAUGGAACUAAAAACGGACACUCAACCUCGCGAACACCACUGAAAUUCCAUCCCCACCUGCAUUCAUUUCUAAACAUCUGAGAAGAACACUGUUCGGUGGAAUCAUUCCCACGAAUGAGGGGCACAUCAUCAGCAUACAGGUUGGAGCAUCCGUUCGGUAUUUUGUGCGUUUUCGUGCUCAUGAAAGAGACUGACUCCUACCCCGGAUUCUAUGGAAUUAUUUUGGGCAGGAGCCUCGUGUGUGGUCAGUCAAACCUUUACCCCGGUGGCGUUUCGGCUGUGUUCGUGGGAUCCGAGCCCUUGUGCGCUCAGAUUCAGGCUAUCCAGGGUAUAAGACUUGAGGGGUUCAUGGUUGUUUUAUGUGUGUUUUUGAUUUUUCUGUACCUGAGAGAUAUUUAUAAGUUUUUCCCAGGUAAUUAUCUCUCAGGCACAGAGGAUCAUGGGAGGGAUUACUCUGUAAGUUUGUACGGGAAACCCCUCGUAGGGGCUUUGGCAUAAAAGUCCGUGUGUGGCCCUAAAUAAACCAGUUGGCUCCAAGAACUGUGUGUCGUCCGGUUACUGGGGGAUUGGGCUAAAUCUGCUAAACAGUGCUUCCUCUCCAGCUUCAGAGAACCCCAGCGGAGAUUUGGUAUUUUAUUAUUGCAGCUCCACUACAAAUACUAAUUACAUAUAUUAUAUGAGUUCUGGCUCCCCACAAAUUUUCAUCUUUUUAAAUUGCUCUUUGUUUCCCAAAUUUCUUUUCUCUAAUUCACACCUGUACCUGCUCUUGAAAACUAAUAUAGUAUAUUUUAUUAACAUUUCUUAUUAAAGGGCUUGAUCAGCAUCAUAGUGGGUUAAUGAAUUUAAUGAAUCAGAUUAAUUGGGUUCCAUAUGUCAAGCUCAUGCCCAGUGCUCUGUAAAGUCCCAGUGGUAGGAGAUGCCCACACAGUUUGUAUAACAGUAGGCCGUAUGUUGAUGGUUCGGUCUCUGUUUAGUGUGUGAAUGCUGCAUGCCGGGUGUCUCUGUUCAGGGUGUGAAUGCUGCGUGCAGGGUGCCUAUGUUCAGGGUGUGAAUGCUGCGUGCAGGUGGUCUCUGUUGAGGGUGUGAAUGCUGCAUGCAGGGUGUCUCUGCUGAGUGUGUGAAUGCUGCGUGCAGGGUGUCUUGAGGGUGUGAAUGCUGCAUGCAGGGUGUCUCUGUUGAGGGUGUGAAUGCUACGUGCAUGGUGUCUGCGUUUAGGGUGUGAAUGCUGCAUGCAGGGUGCCUAUGUUCAGGGUGUGAAUGCUGCGUGCAGGGUGUCUAUGUUCAGGGUGUGAAUGCUGCAUACAGGGUGCCUAUGUUCAGGGUGUGAAUGCUGCAUGCAGGGUGCCUCUGUUCAGGGUGUAAAUGCUGCAUGCAGGGUGUCUCUGUUUAUAAUGUGAAUGCUGUGUGCGUAGUGUCUGUGUUAAGGGUAUAAAUGCUGCAUGCAGGGUGUCUCUGUUUAAGGUGUGAAUGCUGCAUGCAGGGUGUCUCUGUUCAGAGUGUCAAUGCUGCAUGGUGUAAAUGCUGUGUGCACGAUGCCUCUGUUCAGUGUGUUAAUGCUGCGUGCAGGGUGUCUCUGUUAAGGGUGUGAGUGCUGCAUUCAGGGUGUCUGUCUUUAGAGUGUGAAUGCUGCAUGCAGGGUGUCUCUGUUCAAGGUGUAAAUGCUGCAUUCAGGGUGUCUCUGUUGAGGGUGUGAAUGCUGCAUGCAGGGCGCCUAUGUUCAGGGGGUGAAUGCUGCAUGCAGGGUGUCUCUGUUUAUAAUGUGAAUGCUGUGAGCAUGGUGUCUGUGUUCAGGGUGUAAAUGCUGCAUGCAGGGUGUCUCAGUUCAGGGUGUUAAUGCUGUGUGCAAGGUGUCUCUGUUCAGGGUGUAAAUGCUGCAUGCAGGGUGUCUCUGUUUAGGGUGUGAAUUCUGCGUGCAGGGUGUCUCAGUUCAGGGUGUUAAUGCUGCAUGCCGGGUGUCUCUGUUCAGGGUGUGAAUGCUGCAUGCCGGGUGUCUCUGUUCAGGGUGUGAAUGCUGCAUGCAGGGUGUCUCUGUUCAGGGUGUGAAUGCUGCAUGCAGGGUGUCUCUGUUCAGGGUGUGAAUGCUGCAUGCCGGGUGUCUCUGUUCAGGGUGUGAAUGCUGCAUGCAGGGUGUUUCUGUUCAGGGUGUAAAUGCUGCAUGCAGGAUGCCUCUGUUCAGGGCGUGAAUGCUGCAUCCAGGUUGUCUCUGUUGAGGCUGUGAAUGCUGCAUGCAGGGUGUCUCUGUUGAGGGUGUGAAUGCUACAUGCAGGGUGUCUCUGUUGAGGGUGUGAAUGCUAUGUGCAUGGUGUCUGCGUUUAGGGUGUGAAUGCUGCAUGCAGGGUGCCUAUGUUCAGGGUGUAAAUGCUCCGUGCACGGUGCCUCUGUUCAGGGUGUAAAUGCUGCGUGCAUGGUGCCUCUGUUCAGGGUGUAAAUGCUGCAUGCAGGGUGUCUCUGUUUAUAAUGUGAAUGCGGUGUGCAUAGUGUCUGUGUUAAGGGUAUAAAUGCUGCAUGCAGGGUGUCUCUGUUUAAGGUGUGAAUGCUGCAUGCAGGGUGUCUCUGUUCAGAGUGUAAAUGCUGCUUGCACGGUGCCUCUGUUCAGGGUGUAAAUGCUGCGUGCAUGGUGCCUCUGUUCAGUGUGUUAAUGCUGCGUGCAGGGUGUCUCUGUUAAGGGUGUGAGUGCUGCAUUCAGGGUGUCUGUCUUUAGAGUGUGAAUGCUGCAUGCAGGGUGUCUCUGUUCAGGGUGUAAAUGCUGCAUUCAGGGUGUCUCUGUUGAGGGUGUGAAUGCUGCAUGCAGGGCGCCUAUGUUCAGGGUGUGAAUGCUGCAUGCAGGGUGUGUCUGUUUAUAAUGUGAAUGCUGUGUGCAUGGUGUCUGUGUUCAGGGUGUAAAUGCUGCAUGCAGGGUGUCUCUGUUUAGGGAGUGAAUUCUGAGUGCAGGGUGUCUCAGUUCAGGGUGUUAAUGCUUCAUGCAGGGUGUUUCUGUUCAGGGUGUUAAUGCUGCAUGCAAGGCGUCUCUGUUGAGGGUGUGAAUGCUUAAUGCAGGGUGUCUCUGUUAAGGGUGUGAGUGCUGCAUUCAGGGUGUCUUUGUUCAGCAUGUAAAUGCUGCAUUCAGGGUGUCUCUUUUAACAGUGUGAAUGCUGUGUGCAAGGUGUCUCUGUUGAGGGUGUGAAUGCUGCAUGCAGGGUGUCUAUUCAGGGUGUAAAUUCUGCAUGCAGGUUAUCUCUGUUGAGGGUGUGAAUGCUGCAUGCAUGGUGUCUCUGCUGAGGGUGUGAAUGCUGCGUGCAUGGUGUCUGCAUAUAGGGUGUGAAUGCUGCAUGCAGAGUGCCUAUGUUCAGGGUGUGAAUGCUGUGUGCAAGGUGUCUCUGUUCAGGGUGUAAAUGCUGCAUGCAGGGUGUCUCUGUUUAGGGUGUGAAUUCUGCGUGCAGGGUGUCUCAGUUCAGGGUGUUAAUGCUGCGUGCAGGGUGUCUCUGUCUAAGGUGUUAAUGCUGCAUGCAAGGCAUCUCUGUUGAGGGUGUGAAUGCAGGGUGUAAAUGCUGCAUGCAGGGUGUCUCUGUUAAGGGUGUGAGUGCUGCAUUCAGGGUGUCUGUCUUUAGAGUGUGAAUUCUGCAUGCAGGGUGUCUCUGUUGAGGGUGUGAAUGCUGCAUUCAGGGUGUCUCUUUUAAGGGUGGGAAUGAUGCGUGCAAGGUGUCUCUGUUGAGGGUGUGAAUGCUGCAUGCAGGGUGUCUCUGUUCAGGGUGUAAAUGCUGCAUGCAGGUUGUCUCUGUUGAGGGUGUGAAUGCUGCAUGCAGGGUGUCUCUGCUGACGGUGUGAAUGCUGCAUGCAGGGUGUCUUGGUUGAGGGUGUGAAUGCUGCGUGCAUGGUGUCUGUGUUUAGGGUGUGAAUGCUGCGUGCAGAGUGCCUAUGUUCAGGGUGUGAAUGCUGCAUGCAGGGUGUCUCUGUUCAGGGUGUGAAUGCUGCAUGCAGGGUGUCUCUGUUCAGGGUGUAAAUGCUGCAUGCAGGGUGUCUCUGCUGAGGGUGUGAAUGCUGCGUGCAGGGUGUCUUGGUUGAGGGUGUGAAUGCUGCGUGCAUGGUGUCUCUGUUCAGGGUGUGAAUGCUGCAUGCAGGGUGUCUCUGUUCAGGGUGUGAAUGCUGCGUGCAUGGUGUCUCUGUUCAGGGUGUGAAUGCUGUGUGCAGGGUGUCUGAUGGGUUGAUAGUUGUGUAAUGUGUGUAUGUUAUUGUGGUGAUGAGUUGUGUUUAGAAGAUUUUAUCCACUUUUUAUCAUUUUAGGUUUUACAAAGUACAAUCCUUGCACGCAAGUUACUGUCUGAUCAGCUGACUUGUCGCAGAGUGAUGCAGAAUCCAGGAGAUGGCACCAGUUCUUCUGAAAAAAAGAUAACUCCAAAUUUGGGUAAUACCUAUUCAUUGACUAAUUGUAUCAGAAUCUAGGUUACAGAAUAUAUUCUGCUUUUAUACCAACAUUUGUUCUAUCAGAAUGUAUUCUAUGAGGACAAUGUGUAGCACUUUGAUAAACUCUGUAAGAUAAUUUUAUGUGAUAACAACCUUUCAGAUUUAUUUGUCAGUUAAAGGACCACUCUAGGCACCCAGACCACUUCAGCUUAAUGAAGUGGUCUGGGUGCCUGGUCCUUCUAGGGUUAACCCAUUUUUUCAUAAACAUAGCAGUUUCAGAGAAACUGCUGUGCUUAUGAAUGGGUUAAGCCUUCCCCUAUUUCCUCUAGUGGCUGUCCCAUUGACAGCCGCUAGAGGCGCUUGCGUGCUUCUCACUGUGAUUUUCACAGUGAGAGCACGCCAGCGUCAUAGGAAAGCAUUAUCAAUGCUUUCCUAGAUCUGAAUGCGCUUUUGCCGCGCUUUUGCGAUUCAGCCGACGGGGAGGAGAGGAGGAGGAUCGGAGGAGGAGAGCUCCCCGCCCAGCGCUGGAAAAAGGUAAGUUUUUACCCCUUUCCCCUUUCCAGAGCCGGGCGGGAGUGGGACCCUCAGGGUGGGGGCACCCUCAGGGCACUAUAGUGCCAGGAAAACGAGUAUGGUUUCCUGGCACUAUAGUGGUCCUUUAAAGCAUGGACAAGAUGGAGGCUAUACUUCGUAAUACAUUUAUAAAAAGUAAAAGGAAGUUUGGUGUCCCUGUAACAAAUCCGAUAUUGCUUCAAUUAUUAUUUUAUAUGAUUACCAUUAAUAGGAAAAAACCCAGUUUCACAAGACCCAGCCACUAUAAAUGUAUAUUAUCCUCAUCAACUUACACGGAGUGAGGUCAACAUUCUACCAGGACAAACCUAGAUUCUUUCAAUCAACUUACAUUAAGAGAGGAGAGCAUAGUAUGUACACAAAAUUCAGCAAAGUUUUAAAGAACUAGCCAGUCCCUCCAAAGAUUCACCUACAAACGCAUGUUGUUCUCUUUGACAUUAACUUGUCCACAUGACCAUUUGUCCAUAAAAGGAGCAAGAUUGUCCUUAAAAGGUUGUAUGUCUGUUUAAUAAAUUACUGAUUAGGUACUUUGUUGUAAGCAUACAUUAGCCUUUUGGCAGUGUUUCAAACUGUUUUUUAUUCCUCUCUCUAGGAUUAAGUGCACCAUCUCCUCCAUGUGGUCUGAGCUCCUUUAAUCACUUUGGCCAUGAUAGACCUUUCCACAUUCCAUCUUCCCCUGCAGAAAUUAACCCACCAGGUUUUUCACCCCACCAUGGUCAGCCAGUCUACUCUUCUCCACAAAUUGCUCUGGCAGGGUCAUCUGAGUGGCAGUUGUGUACCAGUCACUUACUCCAACGCAGUCAGACACUAAUGUCCUUGGAAGAGAGAAUUCAGUCCCUAACUCAGCGAGGUGCUCACUAUAGAAUUCCAGGACUCCCGUUUUCCAGUCAUUUUGCUGGACAAACACCAGCCCAUCUAACAGAAGGUCUUCCACUGCCACCACCACCACCGCUGUCUGACAGCAAGGGGCAAGACGAAAACUGCCUGACUUCCAUUGUGAAACCAGACCGGGAGACAGAACUUAGCCCUCUGCCAGUUGAGAACAUGUUUCGAGAUCUUCAUGGAAGUAAAAAAGACCCUCUCAGUCCUUCUGAUAACUCUGCCAUUAAAAGUAAACCUGUGCUGUUUUAUAGCGUAGCCAAUCUGUCCAACAUUGGCAAAAACUGGUUGCUGAAGCCUGCCUAG